ACCGCUAAGGCUUUCGUGAGCUGUAGUUUUUUCUUUCGCUCCUUUUCUCUCACCGACGCUGGGACGAAGUGCGUCGCGGACUUGGUUUCCCGGCAGCCCUCUCGCUUCCUGGGUCAGAGGAGAACAGCAGUGUCUGAUGAGCCCUAGCUGUGCAAAGUCACGUGUGGUUUCCGUUUAUCUGUUUUUCUGGACACAGAGAGGGUCUACCUCUUCCUCCUCCUUAUAUUCAUUUCGGAUUGUUUUGUCUUCGCCGCCUUCCUGUGAAUUCGGAUUCACUCCGGAUUGCCGGCGCGUUGGGUCCGUCUUGUAAUUAUCAGAUCCCAUCCCUCCUGUUGGUAUAUGAAAGCAUGAGCGAUAACGAUGACAUUGAGGUUGAAAGCGACGUGAGUUCUCGAUUAUUUUCCUUUUUAACUGGGGUGGGGGGUGGUUUCAAUUGAGGUGAGGGCGGUUCAUGUCUUGACAGACCCAAGUUGGAGGAAAUCAUUUAAAAGGACAAUGAUCACUUGUCUGGGAAUUGCACAAAUACAUAAAAUCCCCUAUAAAUUGCUUUAAUCAAACCUUAUUUCAUAGCCCAAUUUUCCUUUUAAAUGUAUAGUACAUGUAGAAAACUGACAUCACAGUCCAGUUCUGUCCUGGCACGGCCAGGGCACACUUUAUUUUGGGAGAUGAUCAGUUGGAAACAUUCUUUCUGAUUCUUCACGUUGUAUGUUCUAUGACAGAAAGAGGCAGGAGAACUAACCGCCAUGGAGAACGUUAAAUACAGCGUUAUGAAUUUCUACGUUUUAAUUUAUUAUAUUUUAGACCUCACAAUAUGUGGGAUAACUAAAUAUUCUAUGUUGUAAUAGUUCACUUUUAAUACAAUAUGAGAGACUACUCAAGGAAAUGGGGUACUCCACAAUAUUUUGGCCGUUUAAAGUCAUCAGUACGGCCUUGAAUUGAUUCUUUAAUUCAAUGCUAUGGAGUUAUAAGCAAUUUUUUUUCCUUCAUAGUAUAUAUUAUCCUUUUUAAGGCUUUUGUUAUUUAAAACUUCAAGGAACGUUGCCGUUACCAUAACAUCUUCAUAGAAAUUAAGUUGUUAUGGUGCCAGGAGCUCCCUGGUGCUGGCUCACCUUUUAAGGGUUGAAACCAUUGUUAAACGUUUUAACCCCCCAAAAGUCUAAGUUCCAGCGCCGAAUCUCCUAGCCUCUCUGUCCUCCUUCUGUUUUCUCAAAAUCAGGAAACCAGAAGGCACUUGCAGAUUCGAUCAGCGACGCCGCUGAUUGCCUGCGAGUGGUCAGCUGGCGCUCUCAGCCAACCAGUGAAUCCCCAUUCAUAAAACUGGCUUGAAAAAGGUACGUUCCUUUUCAAGACUGUUCUACUGAAUGACAAGUGACUGCCUGAAAGUGUCAGCUGACUGCUCUCAGAAAAUCAGUGGCGGCACAGCUCAAUUCUGCAAGAGCCUUUUGGUUUCCUAAUUUUGAGAAAACGGAAGGACAGAGAGGCUGGGGGAUUCGGCUUUGGAACACAGACUUUGGGGUUCAAGAACAGUUUAGCCCUUUAAGGUGAGCCAGCACCAGGAACUCAUUGGCACCAUAACAACUUUAUUUCAGUUAAGUUGUUGUGUUGCCCACACUGGUCCUGUAAAGGAUCAUGUUGUAGAAUUUUUUUGUAGGUAAUGCCGUAUCCUGAAAAGAAACCAUAAUCAGCCCAAAAUCUAACAUUGUAUUAAAACUAUACUCCACAUUCUAAAUUAUUUAAGAAGGCACUCAUUACAAAAUAAGCACUACAGUUCCCUGUAAUGGUUAUAUUGCAUGGUUUAAAGGUACAGUUUAAGUACCAAAAAUCACUUUAUUUAAAGUGAUUUUGGGGCACAGAUGCUUGCCCUGCAGUCUUGCUGUUUGUAACUAGUGCCAUUUCUGAGAAACUGCACUAUUUAAGUUUUGCAUAUCCCAUGCACCUUGUGGGUCAGACAGCCUCCAGGAGCUUUGGACUACAGAUUCAAUAAUCAAGUGCAAAUUUUGCUGGUGUCAACUAUAUAUGUGCAUCCAGUGAAUUUUUUUUUUAUUUUUUUUGUGAAGCCUUGGAUUGAAUGCUUUUUGUAUAAAAGCAUUGAUUAAUUGCGAUAAUUGCCGUGCAUGUGCAGUAUGUCCUCGGUGCUUUUUAAUUUUUUUGAAUAAUAUUUAUUGGUGUUUCUUUUAAUAUCUGUUUAGGAAUGCUUGACAUAAACCGGCAUCCUUCCGCCCCAUUUCAGAUAAACUGAUAAUGCUGGUUUUACAUUUAUGCAAUUAUAAGUGUAAUUUCCAUCAGCCAAUCACUGGAUGGCAGGUUAUACAGGGAUAUGUACUAAAGAUCUGCACAUACUGAGCUUAUCCACUUUGCAGUUUCUAUCAUAGGACCCAGCUUCAGCUGCCAUCAUAGGACCCAUGGCGCCUGGCGGGACAAGGUAAGAGGGCAAACCAUUGUUUGCUCCAGGGAAUAGUGCCAGGGUCAUCACCAUUAUGGCUGGCUGUAGUGUUUAUGAUGGUUGAAGUAACCCUUUAAGUUACAUAGGGGUUAUGUAUAAAAACCGUCACAUUCUUUCAUGUUUGCAUUGCUAGUAUUUUGGUAUAAGUGCACCACUUUCUUAUUCAUAAAACUUUUUUUUUUUCGUGUCUUUCCUAAAUUGGCUUUUUUUUCAAGCCUUUUCUGUAAUGUCAGUGGUGACUUAUGUCCCCAAAAAAUGUUUUCGUGGUUAUUUUACCUUUUUAGUUACAUUCGCAAAAUAAACCAAAUGAUUAAUAAGUGCAAAACAAGCUAGUAAAUUAGGUGGACAGCGCUAAGAAUUAUUGUAAUAAAAUCAUACAUACAAAGGUAGCAGCAGAUUUUGCAAUUAUGUUUCUUACUCUUUAAAAAAAUAAAAAUAAAUUUAAAAAAGUACAAUGAUGGUGCAGUAUAUUAUAAAUAAUCUGGUGAUAAAGAUAUAUUCCAAAGGGGCACUCACGUUUUCCAGAGCUUAAAAAUCUCUAUUUUAGGAGCCUGGACGGAACAAUCCCCGUCUAAGGAUUUCUUUUUGAUAUCAGAUUCCCAAGGUAGUGCGGGUCAUUUUAUGAAAAAAAUAAGAAUGUAUACCAAUGGUACAGUACGUAUGUAAAAGUAGGAUAAGUAAAUAAUAUUAGACCUACUUACAUUUGCUAGAGCAAUGACCUGCUCUAGUGUAUGGAGAUUUAGGUGGAACAAUCCCCACCUAGGGAUAUAUGUUGAUCCGGAACAGCAGAGUGAUGGUGAGAGUAUAAGGAGCUCAAGAGUGACUGGGUUUUAAAACAGAAUCUUUAUUAAUAAACAGUGCAGUUUAAAAGGUUGUUUUUGUUUAAAAAUAAAAACUGAUUACUGGUCACAGAAAGCACGUCACUCUGAAAGAAGAGGCACAGUUUUGCAUUUUUUUUUUUACGUUGGAAGCAACAAAUUUGUGAACCAAUAUGGAACAGGAAAAUAGAAUGAUGGAAGGAGUGCAGUAAGAAAAAUUAUUGCUCAAAUAAGGGAAAUAUGCACUUUUAUGAAAAGCACCAGGAAAACCGCCUACAACAAGCAUGUCAAACUCGACUGAAACCUAUGAAGAAAAAAAAUAAUGUGCGGCCCACAUAAACUUAAACCUUGUUUAUGUGGCCCAUGCUAGACUUAGCAUGGGCCACAUAAACAAAGUUUACGUUUAUGUGGGCCGCACAUUAUUUUUUUUUUCAUAGAAACGUAGGUUUAUUUUUACAUGUACAGUAUAAAAAAAAAAAAAAACAGCACCCCCUCUAGUAAUCCCCCCGCCCCCCGCCUAUAUACUAAAUCCCAGUACCCCCCUCUAGCCAACAAGCAGACUCCACUCACAUAGCCGCUGCCAGUAUGCGACUCUGGAGUCCAGCCUCUGGUAUACCCCAAAUGGCGCCUGUGCCAAAGCGAAUCUUCCCGCUACUUCUUGAAAUCCUGUGAAGGUGGAGCACGUCGAUGUCAUGUUGAAAUGUGGCAUUGCGUGCCUGCAUGCACUUCCAGGUUCUCCACUAUCCAGUCGUAGCCAAUGUCACACUGACAAACACACACACCCAUUAACACAUUCUUGCACUCACUUCAUUUUAUUUAUUGCUCCCUACCUUUUGGGAGCUGGUGUGGGCCCUCUUCUAUCUGGAACUCAAUCUUCCUGUUCUUCACUGCUCGCACGCAGUUUAGUAAUGCCGGGUGCUGGAGUAUGGCGUCAUAUUCCGGCGCCAGGCAUCACUACAGACGGAGUGCGCAGGAGCAGUGAGGAGCAGGAAGGCUGAGCUCCCUCGCUGCCGCCAGGAACCUCUCCUCCCUGGCUGGGUAACUUUUAGCAGAGUCAGCAUUUGCAAUGUGGAGAAAGUAGGUACCUACUCUGCUUUAAAGGAACACUAUAGUCACCUAAAUUACUUUAGCUAAAUAAAGCAGUUUUAGUGUAUAGAUCAUUCCCCUGCAAUUUCACUGCUCAAUUCACUGUCAUUUAGGAGUUAAAUCACUUUGUUUCUGUUUAUACAGCCCUUGCCACAUCUCCCCUGACUAUGAUUGACAGAGCCUGCAUGAAAAAAAAAAAAAAACUGGUUUCACUUUCAAACAGAUGUAAUUUACCUUAAAUAAUUGGAUCUCAAUCUCUAAAUUGAACUUUAAUCACAUACAGGAGGCUCUUGCAGGAUCCAGCAAGCUAUUAACAUAGCAGGGGAUAAGAAAAUCUUAAUUAAACAAAACUUGCAAUAAAGAAAGCCUAAAAAGGGCUCUCUUUACAGGAAGUGUUUAUGGAAGGCUGUGCAAGUCACAUGCAGGGAGGUGUGACUAGGGUUCAUAAACAAAGGGAUAUAACUCCUAAAUGGCAGAUGAUUGAGCAGUGAGGUUGCAGGGGCAUAUUCUAUACACCAAAACUGCUUCAUUAAGCUAAAGUUGUUCAGGUGACUAUAGUGUCCCUUUAACACUAAGCAUGUGCUUGCCAGGCCCGCGAGUUUGACAUGCUUGGCCUACAAAGUGAACACGAUACUUUUUAUACGUAACCUCCAUGUGGACUGCAAGGAAGUAUUAUACUGGUCUGCGUGCGAGCAGAAAAGACACUACUCGGUCACUAGACCACCAGGAAAGGUUAGUGGAGGAUGACUCAGAGCUGCUAUUUAUUUGCUGAUUGCGGAAAAGUGUUGUGUGUAUGUUUGGUUAGUAGGAUACAUAGAACAAAAGUUGUGUUCAAUGUUAAAGUGGACUUUUUUUGACAUACAUGGUUGGGUAGCAAGGUUUCCUUCAGGUAAACAAUUGAAGAGGAACUGUCCAAGGUGAACAAUUGUGUCUUGUGUCAGUGAUUUAAAGCCCUAGAGGGUUAUUUACAAUAGUGAGUAAAUUCCAAAUGAAUGCCAAAGUACCUGAUCUGAAAGCAUAGCUGGCUUAGAGACAGCUACUUAAGUUUGAAUUCUCACUUUAGUAAGUAACCCUGUUAGUGUCCAAUUCCAUGUUUGGUCUCCCUGGUGCAAGCAUGGAUUUACCUCCGUUUCCACCUAACAUGGAAGAUGUUGAAUGUCGUCCUAUGGGACAUUAAACGACAACUAUAGCUUCCCAAGAUAUCAAAUGUUAUGUUUAACCCCUUAAGGACCAAACCUCUGGAAUAAAAGGGAAUCAUGACAUGUCACAUGUCGUGUGUCCUUAAGGGGUUAAAGGGACACUAUAGUCACCAAAACAACUUUAGCUUAAUGAAGCCGUUUUGGUGUAUAGAACAUGCCCCUGACGCCUCACUGCUAAAUUCUCUGCCAUUUAGGAGUUAAAUCACUUUGUUUAUGUACCCUAGUCACACCUCCCUGCAUGUGACUUGCUCAGCCUUCCUAAACACUUCAUGUAUAGAGUCAUCUAAAGUUUAUCCUUUCUUUAUUGCAUGUUCUGUUUAAUUUAGAUUUUCUUAUCCCCUGCUAUGUUAAUUGCUUGCUAGACCCAGCAAGAGCCUCCUGUAUGUGAUUAAAGUUCAAUUUACAGAGCAAGAGAUCAAAUUGUUUAAGGUAAAUUACAUCUGUUUGAAAGUGAAACCAGUUUUUUUUUUUUCAUGCAGACUGUGUCAAUCAUAGCCGGGGAGGUGUGGCUAGGGCUGCAUAAACAGAAACAAAGUGAUGUAACUCCUAAAUGACAGUGAAUUGAGUAGUAAAACCUGAGAGCCGAGUUUUAUAUACUAAAACUGCUUCAUUAAGCUAGUUGUUUAGGUGACUAUAAUAAUAACAAAGUCUUUAACCAGGCACAUUCAGAUUACUCUGGUUUUCAAGUACGUCCUGGAAUGUUACCUUAAAGGGACACCGUAGGCACUGUAUCUGCUUCAUCUCAUUAAACUGGUUAUUGUGUCUGGAGUCCUCUGGUAACAUCAUUUCUUUCAACAUUAAACAGUUUUUAAACUUUUAAUGUUUUAAUGCUAAACAAGAGUCCCCGGCAAUCCAUCCCCUCUAUGCUGCUUUGGCUAAUAAGGAAGUAUUAGCCUGAGCGGCAAUAGGCAUCUGUGAUUGGCUGAGAGUGUCAGCUGACUGCUUUUAGCUUGUCAGAGUUCCAACUGACGGUAUGAAUGGGUAUGACAACAAGGAAGUGUGUAAUCUCUGCCUUAGCUACACAUACUGAAGGGGCCGGACUGUGGGUGGCCAGGGACUCUUAUUUUGUGGCAUACUGCACGAACAUGGUGCAACACUGAAUGGAGGGACAGUGCCAGGGCACUCCAGGCACUAUAACCAAUUCAAAGAGAUGAAAUGCUUAUAGUGACUACAGUGUCCCUUUAAGCCCAACAUCCAGGGGUUGUUACUAUUACCCAAUUUAAUGGUACUCAUUGUAUCUACCUCGGAAGGAUGAAGGGCUCAGUGUUCCUUUAACAAAUAUAUGUAUCUGUAAAGUAUUGCAGAUGUGUAAAACAAUGCUUCUCUUUUUCUUCCAUAUUUGCAAUGUUUACCCUGGCUUUGCCUUGUCUGCACUGGAUUGUUUUGUCAUUUGCUAAAUCUUUAAAGGGACUCUCUAAGCACCAGAACCAUUACAGCUUAAAGGGACACUAUAGUCACCCAGACCACUUCAGCUCAAUGAAGUGGUCUGGGUGACAGGCUUUCAGAGAAACUGCUAUGUUUACAUUUCAGGGUUAAGCAAGCCUCUAGUGGCUGUCUUCCAGACAGCCACUAGAGGCGCAUUUGCGACGCUGGAGGCAUUUAAUGCCUCCAUCACGCAGAGCGUCCAUAGGAAAGCAUUUGCUUUCCUAUGAACACUUUGAAUGCGCUCGUGGCACUUGCUGUGCAUGCGCAUUUGGCUCCGCUGACGUCGGCGGGGGAGGAGAGGUCACCAGCGCCGAGGGAGCCCAGCACUGGAAAAAGGUAAGCUGCUGAAGGGGUUUGAACCCCUUCAGCGCCAUGGGAGGGGGACCCUGAGGGUGGGGGCACUAUAGUGAUCCUUUAAUGUAGUGGUUCUGAUUCUGGAUUGGCUGAGAUUAACCCAAAAGGAUGAUCUAAGCUGGGGAGAUGUUGCAAACUGCAACAAGACUGGUGCGCCGCAAGACUAACGGUAAGUCUGUCUUAUUUUAUUAUGAGUGGGUGCUCACAGGGUUAUGCAACCUUUGGCCCUUCUGAUGUUGUGGACUCAACUUAUUAAUACUGAACUUGAUGGACGUAUGUCUCUUUUCAGCCAACAUCUCCGAUAAUGCUUUUAUGGCCAUAAUGCUGGAAAAGCAUCGAGAGAUGUAGCCCACAACAUCUGGCGUGCUAAAGGUUGUCUACUCCUACUCUAACAUUAGGAAUGUUUGUAUACAUAACAUUAUUGUUCCUUUAACCCCUUCACGACCAGUGACGGUUCAGGACCGUCAUUGGAAAAAUCCCCUUGAGGACCAGUGACGGUCCUGAACCGUCAUAUUGGAAAUAUUUACUCACCCGAUCGCCGUCGUUUCCCCGGCAGCGAUCGGCGUUGCUCCCGUGUGUGUGUGUGUGUGUGUGUGUGUGUGUGUGUAUAUACAUGUACAUAAUGUCAAACUAUAUAUUACACUAUCGGCUGUUUGUCGAAUCUCCCCUUGUCUCUCCAUAUAUACGGAUAUUUUAAGGUAUCGCAAAUGGGUAUGUCCAGUCUUUUAGUAGCCACUUAGUCACAAACACUGGCCAAAAUUAGCGUUCAUAAUUGAGUUUUGCAUUUAAAUAAAUAAGCAAAAUGUACGUAUGGUGUGUGAUUCAGAGAUUUAUGACUGAUAAGUGUUACAAUGUCACUAUUGAUAUAUUUAAAUAUAUAUAUGUGUGUGUGUGUGUGUGUGUGUGUGUGUGUGUGUGUGUGUAUAUGUGUGUAUAUAUAUAUAUAUAUAUAUAUAUAUAUAUAUAAAUAUAUAUAUAUAUAUAUAUAAAUAAAUAAUUAAUUCUUGGCACUCACCCUUCAUUUUUCAAAAAAAUGGUACAUUACUGCCUGGGUGCAAUCCUCAGCGUUUAGAUAUAACAAAAAUCAAUAUAUAAGGAACACUCACAGGUCUUCAUCUGAAUACUGAUUUAUUCUAAGGUGCAAAUUACAUGUGCAAUCGACGUUUCGACCCUCACAGGAAGACCCUGUGAGGGUUGAAACGUCGAUUGCACAUGUAAUUUGCACCUUAGAAUAAAUCAGUAUUCAGAUGAAGACCUGUGAGUGCUCCUUAUAUAGUGAUGUAUGUAUGUAUGUAUGUAUGUAUGUAUGUAUGUAUAUACUCUCAAAAUCCAAACAGGUUAUGGUGGGGAAAAAUUGUGAUUGAAAACCCCUUCCACCUUCAGGUCUGUGGAUAGUUAAUACAAUGUUAAACAAAAAUCUGCACACCAGUCAAGCCAUAAGACUUGCUUUUCCCACAGAAAUCCCAAAUCUGCAGUGAUGUUACAACCGCAAAGGAUUCUGGGUGGGCAUAUGCAAAUUAGUUUAACAAAGAAUCACAUUUUUGCCUCAUUCCAUUUUAAACAUGGAUUCCUUUUAAUCUGUGUUUGCAGUAACUGUGGGAAAAGCAAGUCUUAUUGCUUGACUGGUGUGCAGAUUUUUGUUUAAUUUAUAUAUAUAUAUAUAUAUAUAUAUAUAUAUAUAUAUACUUUUUUUUUUUUUUGAAACCGCAAUCUCCUACUUGUACUUCUACUCCUAUAACUUGCAAAAAAGCAUGUAAUCACUUGGUGUUUUUAAACUCAGGACAACAUUUUGAAUCUAUUUAGCAGGUUUUUUUCAUUAGCUUUUGUAGAUAAGUAAAAGUAAAAAAAAAUAAAGUUUUUUGUUUUGUUUGGUUUUUUUUUCACCAUAUUUUAUUUAUUUUUAAUGUAAAUUAUAUGACAUGAUACAAAUAAUGGGAUGUAAAGAAAGCCCUUCUUGUCCUGAAAAAAAUAUAGAAUUUGUAUGGGAACAGUAAAUGAGAGAGAAGAAAAUUACAGCUAAACACAAACACCACAAAAACAGUCCAGUCCUUAAGGGGUUAAAAAGAGUUAAAUCCUAAACCUGGAUGGAAAAAAAGGCAAAAUAGUAAAUUCUGUGUAUACUUCCUGGAAGCUAUGGGACUUUUCUACACCAGUUGAUCUUUGAGGCUGUUACUAUAUUGUUGUGUCGUACUGUUGACUUUGUAACCAAGACAGCAAGAUUGUCAUAAAAAUUUUAUCUAAAAGGAAAAUUGCUCCAAAUGUUUGACGUGUUGAGGAUGAAGUAGGAAAAUUAGCCAUAUUUUGAUAUGGUGUGCAAUUGUGGAUCGGCAGAUAUUCUGUAUUUUCAGCAAUAUCGGUAUCGGCCAAUAAAGAUGCCAAUAAUGCAGACCAGGACCGCCAUAAGGAUCCUGGGGGGCCCAGCAUGCUCGUACUUACCUUCCCAGCUGCUCACUUCAGCUCCCCUGUCUAACUCUCGCGAGUCCCGCGGCCGUCAGAGCGUUGCCACGUUUUACCAUGGCAAUGUUCAGCGUGGCACGCAGGCUGCAAGAGUUAGACAGGGGAGCUGCUGGGAAUGUAAGUCUAAGUGUGCUGGGCCCCCCAGGACCGCUGCACGCCCCCCAGGGAAUGCCAUAUCCCCCGUCUCUGGGAAGCAGGGAGGGGGACUAAAACCAAUUUUUUUUUUUUUUUACAAAAUUAAAAUGCCUCCUCUCACCCCCCCCCAUUUUAAACACAUUACAUACCUACACACACACACACUCUGCAUUCAUUAUAUACACACACUACACAAACAUGACAUACACCACACAAACACACUGAAUUCAUUAUAUACACACUACACAAACACACUGCAUACACUACACAAACAUACACACACACACUGCAUUCACUAAUCAAAUACUCUCACUGCAUCCACUACACACACACAUAUUGUUUAAAACAUAAAAAAUUCUGACUGGCAUGCAUAUUUUGUGCUUUUACAUUGAUUUAAAAAAAAGCCUUGCAAAAAAUAAACAAACAAUAAACAUGUUCAGUUAACAGUAGAUUUGUGUAGAAAUAGUUUAUUUUUUAAAAAACAGUACAUGUACAGAGUAUUGGUAAACUACCGGCCUGAAAGUUCACAGAUUAUCGGUAUCGGCCCUAAAUAUUCAAUAUCGGUCGAUCCCUAGUGCAAUUAUACAGUUUUACAAAGGGUUUGCCUUUUGUUGUGUCUGUGUAUAUGUAUACAAUUUAUGUGUCUCUAUGAUUCACUCCCUACACAGAACAAGGGAAAACCAUAGACUGUCGGUUUUCAAACACCGUCCUACUAAAAGUACAUGUAUAUGGCUGUAGGAUCAUGUCGUAUACUAAAUGUGUGUUUACCCGUGUUAUUUUUUUAAAUUAUUAUUACAUAUACUUUAAAUUAUAUUAAAUAAUUUUGAGGUGACCGUUGUCCCAUUAAUAGUACAUGUAGAAAUCUACAUCCUGCAACUGGGCUCCUCCUUUUUGGUUCCCUGUCUGUCAUUGUUACAAGCUUGUCCUUUGCAGCUGGCAAUGAGCAUAGAAAAAAAUAUACAGAGAAUGAAAUUAAACAUUGUUUCUAUUUCUCCUCUUCAUUUGAAAUUAUUGCCCUGUAAAGUAUUUGCUUUGUCUGAACUGGGUUAUGAUGUUUUUUCAGAGAGAACUUCACUGGCCACUCCUCAGAUGGCUGUUCGAGAUCCUUCCUGGGUCAUGGCUGCCUAAAAUGCACCCAAACAGUCAGUGUCUCCACCCUCUGCAUGCAGACACUGAACUUUCCUCAUAGAGAUUCAUUGAUUCAAUUCAUCUCUAUGAGGAGAUGCUGAUUGGCCAGUGCUGUGUUUGAAUCGUGCUGGCUCUGCCCCUGAUCUGCCUCUUUGUCAGUCUCAGCCAAUCCAAUGGGGAAGCAUUGUGAUUGGAUCAGGCUACCACUUCUGAUGAUGUCAGCAGACAGCUUGUUUUUCUGAGGCAAACAGCAUGCAUAUAUACAGCUUCAGGCUUGAAUACAGUAAGAUUUUGCUAUAUUUAUGGAGGCAUGAUGGGCCCAGGGGGGCUAGAUGGUGGUGGUUUUAUGGUCAGGAAUACAUGUUUAUGUUCCUGACCCUAUAGUGAUCCUUUAAUCUUGGAAAGUUAUGUUAAAAACAUUGCUAAUUCCAGGUGCGCAUACUAUUGGUGGGUCCUGCAGUUGACCCACGUUUCAUCAAUGUCUGACAUCUGAUUUAAGAACUGCUUUGUACAUAUAUUUAGAUCCGAGGAAAAAUUGUAGCUUUUCCUUACGUGUAUGGCUUUUGUGCCCAUGUCUUUGUUUAUAGUUAUGGACUGCAAUUGCUAUUUUGAACUUUAUGUCUAGGACAUAUCUGUGCAUUCAUUGCAUUGCUAUGACUUAAGGGGUUGAAUUGAUUGCAGAGCUCUAAUUGGUACCGUGAUCACUGCCAGUUUGCCAUCUUAUCAUCUAUAGAUGCAGUCUGCCUGCUUUUCACCCAUCUUAAUCAGUUUUAAUAAAUAGAUACAAACAUCGGUGCAUCUUCUCACUCCCCCUCCUAUAAUUGUUCAUAACUCACCAUUUUUCUCUUUGAUGAGUGAUAAAGUAACCUGGGAUGCUCCAGACUUCUCUACUAGUACUCUUAGGUGACAUAGAAGCUUGUGUUGAAUAUAGUCAUGGUCUGUAACACCCCAUGCUCAUCCAUUUUAAAAUCACAAGUUUAUCAUUGCAUUAUAUGGAUCAAAUGAUUGCCCACGUCUGUUUGUUGCUAACAAUAUUGGUAGGGCCUAUAAAAAAAAAACCCAUCUGUAACUUACCUGAUUCCAGCACGUAUGUCCCUUAGCCGGUGGGGGAGACAUAAUGUUCAUGCGCGGCAAUGGCCUUUCCCAUAGGAAAGCAUUUUAUAGCGUGAGGACAUCCAACAUCGGGUGACCAAAAGUUCCCCAAGUCCCUGUAGUGGCUGUCUGGUAGACAUCCACUACAGGUGGAGUUAACCCUCAAAGGUAAUUAAUGCACCCAGACCAUUUCAAUGAGCUGAAGCUGUCUGGGUGCCUAUAGUGUCCCUUUAAAACACACACAAAAAAAUUGCUUAACCACUGUUUAGUUUACUAGCAUUGCAUUCUUUAGUUUCCUUUCUUUCUGUCCAAAUAUAGAUAGCAGUAAUAAACUGUGAUUGCUGGAUUAGGAUACCAGCAGUGCUCGUAGCUUGACAUUACUAUUCAGUUUUGGAUGGCUAAUGAGCAGCAAGGCCCCAUUAAAGAACCACUAAGUUAACCCAGAACAGUAGGUGGUCUGGGUACAGUGGUCAUGCCAUUUUGUCACCGCAUUGUAAAACCUUGCAGGGCCAAACACACCUAGAGGCUCCUCCCGAUCUACCGAGUAAACCCGGUCAUCUGACAAACUGCAGCUCAUAGGAAAGCAUUGAAUUCAAUGUUUUCUUAUGAGAAGCAUUUGGAUGUGGGCAUGGCAUUGGCUUUGACAAUUAGAUUGAGAACGACACUUGCCAAAUUACAUUGCAGAGUGGCCAGAAGCAUCAAGGGAGUUUUUUCGCUGGAGAAAAAGUAACACCCAUUUAUAUAUCUUUAUUGGUGUUGGGGGUGCACCUCUGAACUAAUUAUAGACUAGGGUACUAUAGCAUUAAAAAUACAGGUUUGUGUUCCUAAUGCUGUUUUAAUUUAGCACGUUUUGCAAAUAAAUUUGUUUUUUUCAAAUGCAGUAUGUGAAAAUAAAUAAAUAAAAUGACCGGAUUUUUCCGCCAUAUGCAUGCACCUUACAUAGUUACAUAGCUGAAAAGAGACCUGCGUCUGUCAAGUUCAGCCUUCCUCGUAUAUGUUUUUGCUGUUGAUCCAAAAGAAGGCAAAAAAUCCAAUCUGAAAUGCUUUGAAUUUUGCAACAAACUAGAAAAAAUUCCUUCUUGACCCCAAAAUAGCAGUCAGAUAUCUCCUUGGAUCAAGCAGCUAUUACCCCACUAAUUAGAAAUGAUGUCCCUGUAUGUUAUGGUUCUGCAAGUAUUUAUCCAAUUGCAGUUUAAAAAUCUGUAUGGACCUAUAUCCUUAUUGCUCUUACUGUAAAAAAAAAAAAAAAAACAUUUCUUUGCCUUAGAUGAAAUCUCCUUUCUUCCAGCCUAAAUGUGUGAGCCCUGUUUAUGAAUAGAUUUUCAGAUAAUGGUUUGUACUGUCUCCGAAUAUAUUUGUAUAAUGUUAUCAUAUACCCUCUGAGGCGCCAUUUCUCCAAACUGAAGAGAUUUAAUUUUUUUAACCUUUCUUUGUAACUAAAAUGCUCCAUUCCUUUUAUCAAAUUUGUAGCUCGUCUCUGCACUUUUUCUAGUACCAUGAUAUCCUUCUUUAGAACAGGUGCCCAAAAUUGCAUAGCAUAUUCACCUUGGGUGUUUGCAAACUGGCAGUUCAUCUCUGUGGUCUUACCUGCUUCACUCCCUGCACAGAAACGGGGAAGAUUAUAGAGACUGACAGUUUUUUUUUUUUAAAACACUGUCUGACCCAACGUGCAUGUCUAUGGCUGCUGUCCUAAAAUGUAGGUAUGAGUUUAUCUUGUGUGUUUAAAGAUUGUGUGUUAUGUAGUAACUGUAAUUGUGGUAGCAUUGUAUGAUGUAUAUGUUUGUAAGGUGACAGUUUGUGUGUGAUGUGGGUAGCUGUGAGUGAUGUUUGUUGAGUGCACAUUAAAAUUGGUAACAAAAUUUAUAGGUACACUCACUGACACUGGCCCCUACAAACAGACGCACAGUGACCCUUACAAACGUACUGAGACGCACAGUGACCCAUUCAAACAUACUGAGACGCACACAACUCUCUCAUUAAGUUGUUCCUUACCCGAUUCUGCCUGGAAGCUUCACUGUGCUGGGAAACAUCUGCUGAUACCUAUCAUCCAUGCCCCUAGCCUGUUCUCCAUGUCCCAGAAUGACUGCCGAGAUAUGACGUCAAUUUGUGUCCUGGCGGCCUUUUAGCUGCCUAAAUUAUUCAGAGGAGCAGCUUGCUGUUGUCACUCCUCUCGCUUUCCCACCAAUCCUUUACUGGCAGCGGUGGCGAACCCACUGGGAAUUCUCCAUCACAACAGAGAGGGGGACCAUGCUCAUGUAGUGGGUGUAUUGGGGUGUGCCUCAACAUACGCAUAGUGCCUUUGGGAUUAAAGUAGUUUGAUAUGUUCUGGCUCUCCCAGGAUGACUUGGGCACCUAUGCAGAAUAAAAAAAUAAAUAAAUAAACCAGAGCACAAAUAUAAUAUAUAGCUUAUGAAAAAAACAUACGCGUCGAAAUGUUGCCCAUUCAUUUUGUUGGCUGAGUUUUGAGGACCUUUACUAUUUGUUUACAAAUAUUAUUAUAGAACUAGUUAUCUGUUGGAUGCAAAUUUAAAAAAAUAAAAUGUUAUGAUUGCUCCACUUUAAAUUGUUGUAUGCCUGCCUGAUGUUGCUUUGGUCAUAACGUUGGUCUGGUUGGCUUAACAUAUAUAAAAGAUUGUUGUGCAAAUGUUCCUGGUUUUGUAAUUACAGCUUUGCGUUUGGUGCAUUAUGAAUUCAUUAUGGUAUCAUCCUUCUUGUUUCCAAAAUAUAUAACUCGUUUGGCUAGUGAUGCAUAUAUUUUUGCAAUUUUUCAGUUUGCCCCGUUUUUGUACCAACCCUGUUAUUACUGCACCUCCCUGCAAGUAAACUGAUUUAAUGAGGAAUGGAAUGCAGGCACGUCAUGCACUCAUUGUUACAUCAACCUCUUAAUGAGUCUGCUGUUGUGACUAAGAAGAUUGUCACUGGAAAGUUGUGUAAAGGGACACUACAGUGUCAUUACUUUUCUGGCUUAUUUUAUAUAAUGAAUCAGACAAAUUCCCUUAGCAACACUGGAAUAUAUCCUGCUUCUCAUGCUUGAACUGUAGUUGAAAGUGGAAGUGAGUGACUUGCACGUGAGAAGCAUUGUUGGCGGAUCUCUGCGAGAAGAAUUGUCUGAUUUGACACUAGUCAUCAGUAUUGAUUUAAUUGGGGCAAAUCGGGCAGGUUUCAAUAACUUGCAGUGUUUCCAUUUCAUAAAUUGCAGUGUUUACAUUUAAUUUUUCCUGUGGAAAAGUUUUAAUGCAUGCGGCAUUGCUGCGAAUGUGCAUUAGGUCACCAUGGCUCACCUAUGAGGAGCAUUGCAUUGGACCACACCUUCACAGGUGUGGGUCACCAGUGCUCUCUUGUGAAGAGAACUGGAUUGGACCACAAGGUCACAGGAGACAGCGCCUCAGCGCUUUUUUCUUUUCUUUUCUAAUUUUCAUGGGAAACUGGGAGAGGGACACUGUAUCGUUAGGAAUAGAUAUUUGUAUUAUUAAUGUAGUGUUCUUUAAAGUAUAGUUUGGCAUCUGAGGUCUGCCGGGUGCCUUCUGCUUCCUCCACUGCAGCCAGAAUCUCUACCACUUAGCCAAGCCGGGCGAUGCAAAGCCACACUCAUUGGCUAACAACUCUCAGGUGGCUUUGGCUUUAUUUUGACUUCCCUGAUUUCUGGUAUUCUUGACUUCUGGCUUUCAUCCGCUGUCCCUGACCUCGGAAAGUAUUUUUUACUAUUCUCCGGUACAUUAAAUCUGGCCAUUCUAAGGUCUGGUUAAACGUUAUCCUUAGUCCUAGGUGUGAUACUGUUCUGCAUGCUGGAUCAAUUAUCCUGACACAUAUAUCAAGUUACCAUUUUAAUAGAUGUAUAAAAUAAUAUAUAUUUAAAAAGGCACUUGAACUAAUGCAUCUCUAAAGUAUGAUGUGUUUUUUUAUUUUAUACAAAUCCCUACAUCUUCUUUAUGAGAGGCUUUGGAAUGGGUGUAGUUCCUGGACAGUGGUCAGGACAAACAAGGAAGUAAGGUUAAAAAGGGUGGACUUUCAUGCUGCGGAAGCCAGUUCUACAGAUGACCAAAGGUAAGUAUUUGGGUCUUUGUAGAGUCGUGGAUUGCUCUACCUGUAAUUGGUAUCUUCCACACACACUUCUUCUAUGUGAUGUUGCUCCGUUACUCCUUCUCAGUAUAAUGCCCAUCUGAAUAAAAUAUUCACCUUCUGUAGUUGCCAGCUGUACUUGACUUCAUAAGUCUCUCUGAACCUAGUAGCUUAGGUAACAACUGAGUGUUCAAGUCUCAUCUUCAUGACAGGAUACAUAUAUUGAGUAACCAGGAAGAGCAUCGGGUUCUGCUUUCCAUUACAUACACUCCCCCAGCAAGUUAAUUUCAUGCUUUGAUUUAGGAUUAUAGUGACUACCUCAUAAGGUGAUACCUUAACCUGAACCAGGCUAUAUACCAGAAAUGUGGCUGAAGCUCAGUGCCCCAUUAAUUACCCACCCCACUGCGUUAUUAAUGUUUAACCCAACUCCUGAUGCUGGAAGAUUGUAGGGGCUUCAGGAAAAGGUCCAAGUAAACUAGCUGGUGGCUAGCGAUACUCGCUCUCCUUUUGCGCUUCAUUGAAUCCCACAGGACUUUCCAUAAUAUUAGUGUGAAGACUACUUCGACCAGCCCCUGAAAUUAAGUUUGAGUGCCACAAUGUCUCGGGAUCAGGGAAUCUAGGAGAUGUUUGAGACCGAUUUUUACUCGGAGAGGAGCAUUAACGUUUGUUGUACUAGGGUUAGAGUUUGGGUGAGACGCUCUGGAGCACUCCACAUAUCUUGUGUAUCACUCUAAUAAUCCUGUUACUGAAUGGUUGGAUAAAUCUACAUCGCUUCAACAUGCAUAGAUACUCGAACAGGGUUGGAAGACAGUGUAGGUCUGAGGAGGUACGACAGAACGUGAGAGUUUGUGGAAAGAGUUGGCUUUCAGACGUUUGCUGAUUAAAAAUGAAACUGGCUUGAAUUAAUUGAAAGUGAAACCAAGGUUUAUUGCUGUUUUUGCAAGUCAUGUCAGCUAAGGCUGGGCAAGUGUAAGAAGCCUAAAGUAAACAAUUUUAGUAGCGUGUCUGAUAUAGAUUGGUUACAUGCAUACAUACAGAUGUAACCUCACGUUCAGACUUUGUUGCACCUGGUUUGCUGUUGAUCCAAAAGAAGGCCAAAAAAGCUAGUGUGAAGUGCCUUCCAAUUUUCCAACAAAUGAGAAAAUAAAAUCCUUUUCCACCCCAGAACAGCCGUCAAAUUUCUCCUUGGAUCAAGAAGCUGGUACCUCACGUGUUAAAAUGUAUAUCUUUGAAAAUUAUUAUUUUUUGCAAGUAUUCAUCCAAUUACUGUUUAAACAUCUGUACAGAGUCCGAUAAAAUCAUCUCUUGAGGCAGAGAAUUUCACAUCCUUAUAUAAGACCAUUACAAAAUGUUGGUUUGGCCAAUGUAAAACUCAAGAAAAACAUUAAUUUGUGAUUAUUGGAUUAUAAAAAAAAAAAAUUAUUUUAUAAAUAACUUGUCCAGCCCUUUGGUCUGUCUAAAUUAAAAAUCAAUGGGAUAUUGUAUGAUCUAGAUCAGUUUUUCCUAUUGCUUGAUGCCCAGGACAUGCAGUUCUAGACAGGCAGAUGAUUUUUUUUUUUUUGUUUGUUUGUUUUUUUCCUUAGGUUUAAGCUCUGUUGCAGGUAACUUGUGGUCUGCACAUGUCGUGGGUGCAGACCAUAGUAAGCACUAGGCAACUGCUAAACAUGUGCAUUCAUUGUGCAUUUGUUUGACAACAAAUCAAAUGAUUCAGGCAAACGACUGAGAAUUCUAAAUCCCAGUCUCGAAACAAUUUCCAAUAGGAACAAAUUAAAAGGCUUUGUUUCAGACAAAAAUUGAUUAAUUGUCAAACUAAUUAAUUUGUAAGGUAGAAAUUACUGUGGCUUGCACCGGCCAAAGGUGCAGAGUGCAGACCAGACUCUCCCACACUGAACCACCAUGGAUUUUAACCCCAAUUGGCCAACAUUUAAAAGUGUGUGUGUGUGUGUGUGCGCGCGCGCGCGCGCUGUAUUUUGCCUCCUUCCCGCUUUCUGGAGAGAGUGAGCCAAACCAGAGCAUGCACACCACAUCCACGCUUAGGGGGAAUAACCCCUUAUUACCAGGGGAGUUGUAACCUGUAAAUGAGAAGAGAACGAUGCUGGACUUAAAUAUUUUUAAAUAAAUUUAAAGUCGAUGGAAUCUGAAUUUUGAAUCUUUAUACAUCCAAGGAAAACUUUGUUAUUCAGGAUCCACUAAAUGCUGCCAGACCAAUGGCAGGUUUGGCUGAUAAAGAAAUAAGGUCAAGGGAGGGUAGAGAUGAUAGAGAUCCAAUGAUGGGGAUCAUUGAGCCCCAUGAUCUUCCUUAGAGGCAUCUCUUUGUAAUUGCAUAUAACUUGCAAAGAUUCAGUGAGUGUGUAGUCCCUGUUUAUUUCCAGUGUUUGGCUAUGUUCGUUUUGGGUGCAACCAAAAUUAGUAAAAACAAAUGUUUAUCCAGUUUACUGAAUUUAGUGGGAAGCACGUCAAGCAGACACGUUUGUGGGAGUCAAGGUCUUUCCUUCCAAAAUUGUCUAGAAAUUUGCUUUCUGAAGAAUUACAUCUCUAACGGAUUUGUCUAUUACUGUCGCAAAAAUAUAUGUAUUGAGCCAGCACUUCUGGAUUCUUUAAAAUUCUACCGUUCUUGAAUUUCAAAAUUACAUAUUCGACAGUUCCUAAGAACAUGUAUAUGAACUAAUAUAUAUAUCACUUUCUGUCAUCUUUCACGUGGCUGAUGUCUUGAUAAAUUUCUCCGUAUGAGACUGAAAUGUUGAUUGUAAAUUCAUCUUUGGAUUAAUUAAAAUAGAAUUUAGUUGAUUUAUUUAUGUGCCUCAUUUCGAUAUAUAUAUAUAUAUAUAUAUAUAUAUAUAUAUAUAUAUAUAUCUCUAUCUAUCCCUGAGUGCCGGACCGGGGACAUACAAUAAGAGAUCAAUGUGCUUGGCUCUUGCAGAUACAUACAUACAUACAUACAUACAUAUAUACAUAUAUACAUAUAUGAUGAAAGGAGAACUUAAAUGUGUUGCACUUUAAUUUACAUUUUUUUUUUUUUGCUGUUCUAUCUUUUAAUUACAGGCAGAUAAAAGAGCUCAUCAUAAUGCACUGGAGCGCAAGCGCAGAGAUCAUAUCAAAGACAGCUUCCACAGUCUAAGAGACUCAGUACCUUCACUCCAAGGAGAAAAGGUUGGUACAAAUUCAUGAAAUUAGAUCCAUGUCUUAACUUGCAGCACUAAAUUACAUUCGUCAACAGUAAUGCAAAGAUUUUCAAUAAAUGCUCUAUUCAAUUUCCUUCCAGCUUACUUUUCUGAUGUCUGCAAAAUAAGUAUAUGGGAACACGGUAAUUAAUACCGUAUAAUAAUAUUCAUCUAACUGCUAAAUGUUUCAUGCAUACUUGUUGAUAAAGCUGGGCUAAAUUCCACCACUGUCUGCCAGUGAUUGCCAUCCAGGUUUGACAAAUUGAUAAUGGUAAGUGUAAAUUCAACAUUACCUAGCCUUGUUUUUUUUGUCAAUGGGUUUGACAAAAAACUGAGACAGUGUUUAUGGCAUUUCUACUUUGACCACUGAAGUGGUUAUGGUGCGUAGACUGCCCCUUUUAAACUCGGAGAGCAGGAGAACUCUCCUAGGCUGCUCUCCACAACAACUAUAUUAUAUGUGUAGAGCCACUUGCUAGAGGAAGUAGUGUCUUGCCUAUGGUUCCAGGUAAUUACAUUCCUAGAUUGAUACAUUUACAUGCUCCCGCACAGACUCUUGUUCACCUACACUCCAUCAAAUACACAUUUUAUAUGUAAUCUCUACGUAUGAAUAUUUCUUAAUUGCGAUUUUUGAACUCUGUUCGACCACAUGAUCCUCACAAAUCGAUGCAUAAGCACAGAGAUGGGUAUUCUGGAAGCCAGGGCACCUAAUAGGGGAUUCCAGGUCUCUUUGCUUAGAUAGCCGUCCUACGAGGCCAACUCUCGUUCUCCCACUUGGAGGUAUUUAAUCUAUAGACACAAUCCAAACUAGAGCCUCGCUCAGUGGCACAGGUAUCCCUUAUCAGUCACAGCCAUCUUAUCUUGUAGCCUUUAGUUUUCACUGAGAGGCUAUUACCGCGCCACAGUUCUCAAUGGCCUCACUGCUCCACGUCCAAAUCAUAGAGCUUCUCUUGCUACCAAAUCCCUAAUAUUCCUGCAGAAUUGCAGCGUUGUACUAUUCCAUUUCCAACUAGACCCAGGAGCUAUUCCGGCUGAAAUUGCAGUCAGAAACCACCAUGUCCUGGUACCAGUGAAAAAGGGUGCAGAAAAUUACUUAUUUAACUUUCAUAUUGGCGCCUGCAUGGAGUGAAGUGUCAGGACCAGUACUAUUUCACUGUCAGACUCACAUUUGGGACCACGAGCACUCCAAAACGUUUUGAUCUCUUUUCAGAAAACCUGUACUUGGCUGUUAAUGCCGCAUACCUGAAUGCCUUCCUUACAAUCGAAAAGGACAAGUUGAUUCCCCAUAGUAUCGAAGCAACUACAGCUCCGUUUCUUGUAGGGGUUCCAAUAUCCAAAGAUUAAGCAGAAGCUCCUAGUUUUUUGAUGGAAUUCAGUCAACAUGGAAGCCAGCGUCACAAGGGCAAAAAACAAAAAGGCCUGCUACUGCUCAUUUAUGGGAAGGUCGGCCAGUUAGAUGCUUGUCUGAUAAUAAAGCGGCAUGCAACCUCUUUAAAUAGGGACAUUAGCCAUCCCUCACUAAUUUGAGGUUUAUUGGGAAACUGACUUGGUCAGGCAACAGAUCAGUUCUAUAUUACUUAUAGUUAUGUUCUAGGGGCUCCUAGUGGAGCUGCUGAUGCAUUAUCACGCUUUACUUUUCAGGAAAAAAAAUUUCAAACUAUACCUCACAGCAUCGAAUCAGGCUACAGAAUUUCAUAAACUGAUAGCAGGACACUGGCACAAGCCGCAAUUUACCUUCCUACUAAGCCACAUUGGUGUUAAUUUGUUUCUUUUAUAUUUGUUACCUAAUGGUAUACACGGAGAAGUGUACAUUUCUAAUAUUUGUUUGAAGAUAUUCCAUUUAUUCUCAGUGUUUUUUCAGUAAAGAGUUUGACAAUCAGUAAAGUCCCUAGGUAGGGAGCUUAGCCACUGAACAAGUCGGAUGCACACUCGAUGGGCUCCGUACAAACAAACAAUAAAAUAGCGGAUUUCAGCAGCACCUGGGGCUGGACAGACAGCCUUAAUUAUCACGAUGUAGCAGCAAGUGAGAUUUCUGGCGCUUGUUUCUUAUGUGUACAGCAGCUAAAGCUGUCCCAAACCAGAGUCUCUUCUUUCUGGUCAUUGAUUCAAGCAAAGCGGGGGGUGUAGGGAAGCAGCGCUUAACAAUUAAAAUCCUUGUGUGGAGUCCAAUGGAGCCAAUAUAAGGGAGAAAACAAAAUGGGACAGGAAUACUAAUAUAGUGUAGCAUGUCUAUAACAGCAGAGGCAGAAUAUAAGGAAUAAAUAUAUUGCACUCACACUUUUCUGGAGCUCCAGAUCACAGCGUAUGGACGGUACAAUCCCCGUCUGUGGAUGUUAGGAUGGUCCUGAUUAUCUCUGGUAUCGUAUCCCUGUGCCAAUAAUCCAUGUGGUGUAUUCGAGAUGAUGCUCCAGUGAUGUAUAUAGGAUAUAAAAGAACAGGAAUAGUGUUCUCUGUAUUAAUAAAACAAAUAAAAUAAAGAGAGAGAGAUACUCACAAUGGAUGAACAAAUAGGGAUUGCUCGGUCCUUUACAGCAUAGGUGGUUUGUCCCCCACCCGGGAAUGUGAGAUACAGCUUCUCCAAUAAAAGAUGUCCAGUGAAGGUCCAGGGGUGCAAAUGCAGAUUUUUAUUAAACAAAUAAAAAAUAAGUAACACACUAAUGCGUUUCACCUACACAGAAGGCUUUUUCAAAGUGUUACAGAGUAGGGGACCUUCACUCUUAAAUACCUAAGAAAUAAAAAAAUAAAAAAAAAACUGUCAGAUGAUGUCACUGAUCAUGUGACCUGAACAUUAAUUAACUUUAAAACAUAAAAUAACACCAAAUUAAUUAUCACGCCACUAUAAUUUAAGUAUUUUCCCCUUGAACUGUACCAGCCUGUAUCAGACCGAGGGGAGUAAAGAGGGAGAAGCUUAGGGCUGCCGGCAGCCGCAAUUAGGCUGCUGGAGGGAGACCUGUCAGUCUCCCUUCAAAAUUUACACUAAUUUCGGCCGCAAACCUUCCCCAGCAUGCAAGCAUCCGGCUCCUGAAAAGAAGUUCCGCCUCCUGCACACAAACCACCCAGAGAAAACGAACCGGUGACAGCAGCAAUGCUCACUGAGGUGCUGGGCAGCAUCCAUAAACCCUGCAGGCAGACACUGCCGUGCUGCGCAGUGACCUCAUGGACAUGGUCGGCCGCCUAGGAGGGGUGGAAAACUCUGUGACUCACCACACGCAAACCAUCGUAGACCUCCAGCUGGAAAGCCAAACUCUGAAGAAACCACAAGCUCUAUCAGACCAGCGGUUUGCCAUGCUUGAAGACCUUGAACAACCUCAAGGUCAGAGGGGUACCAGAGGAGGUUCCCACAGCAGAGCUUCUGCACUUCAUAAAGCGACUAAUAGGAACACUGUUGGCCCCAAGGCAAGCUAACCUUUGACUGGAUAUUCAGAGUCCCAAAACCUUGAGCACCUGGCACGGCCCCGCAAAUUUUACAACAACGUCAACAAACAAGUAGUGCUCGCUACCCUCAAGGGGAAGGUGCCCUAUUCUUUUGAGAACACAUCCCUAUAGUUUCACGCUGACCUCUCGAGGGGGACACCUUACAGUGGAGGAGGCACAUGCAGCCAGUCACUGCCCUUCUAAGAAGCCACAACAUCCAAUACAAGUGGCGAUCUCCAAGAGCACUACAAGUGUGAAUGCUCUACUGAGUCAGCUGGGACUCAACCGGGAACCAGAGGAACAAAUCCGGUUACACACAGCUGGGACCCGACACAAGUCAGGCCGUUUAUGCCGCAGAGUGCACAGUCAAAUGCCUAUGCCACAGUCACCAACUGAGAUGAAAUGACUGGUGCCUGAUACAAAUUUCUCUCCUACCCAGGACUGAUGUUAAAUGCGGUUCGAAGUAGAUUUUUCUUUGUUUGAAGUUUUGUUUUUGUUUUUUAUAUAUAAUUUCAUCUCAUUAGCAAUGACCAAGCUGCCCGUAGGUACCGUGGCCCACAGCCAGAUGCUCCCACCCCCUACACUCACACCACCUCAUUACCCACAAACAAACCUUAAUCAGCCAUGCCUUAUGCAUGUCUGAGUUUUAAAAGACGACUUCCAGCAAACCUGAACAGUGCUCAGAUUCCCCCCCACCCCACCCCAAGUUCCUUACUACAUUUAUAGAUAGAAUCCCACACACAACUUUAGAUAAUUCCAAAUAGCAGCUGCAAACACUACCCGUAAUGAGCACAAUCCACCUUCUUAACUCCUAACACUCAGUCCUUCUCCAUACUUCUGCUCAUUCUCCUUUCCUCUAAUUACCUACCCAUCAGAGCAAUGCUCUAUAUUCUCCUCUUCUCCUUCUCUCUCAUCUCCCUCAGGAUCAAAAUAUUCCCCUUCCACCCACUUCCCUCAACAACACACUCACAUUUACAUUAAUCCCUCUCUGCUACACUCCCCUCCCCCCUUCUCUCAUUUCUCUACUCUCUCUCUCCUGCUCUAACCCAAUCUCACCCUAGUUGCCGCCCAUAUAAAACCCUUUCACACCUCCAGUCUCUCUCUCUCCUCCUACUUCUUGCAGCUGGUGACGUCUCUCCCAACCCAGGGCACCUCACCUCAUCUGCUCACACUAAAAUAACCAGAAACCAUGCAAACCUCUUCCAAAUACCCUGCAGUUUAUCCUCCCCUACCAAAAUUCAGUGUGCACUCUGGAAUGCUUGCUCCAUUUGUAUUAAUAUCAAAUUUACAGCUAUACAUGCCCUCAUCAUCUCUAACUCACUCACAAUACUGGCACUCACUGAGACCCUGCUGUCCCCAUCCGAUACCGCUACUCCUGCUUCUUUAUGUUUCGGUGGUCUACAGUUCUCCCAUACUCCUAGACUCGACUGUAAAGGAGGUGGUGUAGGUAUCCUUCUCUCCCCUCAAUGUACCUUUCAACCUAUCCUCCCUGCCCCUGCCCUAUCCUUUACUUCCUUUGAAGUUCACACUGUACGCCUUUUUAAGCCCACUCCUUUAAGAAUUGCCAUCAUCUAUCGCCCCCCCAGUCACCCUAAACUAUUUAUUGAACACUUUUCCUCCUGGUUACCCCACUUUCUUUCCUCUAGCACUCCCUCUCUCAUACUUGGGGACUUCAAUAUCCCUAUCAACAAGCUCAACUGCCCUGAUGCCUCUCGUCUGCUCUCUGUAACCUCCUCCUUUGGACUCACACAGAUUUCUUCCUCAGCAACUCACACUGCAGGACAGCACUCUUGACCUCAUCUUCACCAAUCUCUGUACCACCUCUGAUCUUGCCACUGUUCCAUUUCCUUUGUCUGACCACCAUCUGCUAACAUUUAACAUCUGCAUACCCCAUACCAAAAUUUCACCACUAUCAACUCUCCAACCUCGCAGAAACCUCAACUCCCUCGAUCUCCAGCACUUCUCCACCAAACUCCAAACACUCCUUUUACCCAUCUCAAAUCACAACUGCCCUAACUCUACAACUCCACUCUCUCCUCUUGACAUCAUGGCACCUCCUACAGUUAAACGCAGCAAGUGCCCCCAACUACAACCCUGGCACACACCAAGCUGACCCGUUACCUCCAAAAAUGUUCCAGAACUGCUGAACGCUGCUAGAGAAAGUCUCCUGCCAUCCUAUGCUCAUUUGCACCUGCUACAGCACAAGAGGUUUCUGCUCUGCUCCUGUCCUCCUGCCCCACCACCUGCUCCCUCGAUCCUAUUCCCUCGCAUCUCAUCCGCACUUUGUCUCCCUCUCUUGCUCUUCCUCUCACUAACAUUUUCAAUCUCUCCCUUUCCUCUGGCACAUUUCCCUCUGCCUUCAAACAUGCAACCGUAACCCCAAUUCUGAAAAAGCCGAACCUUGAUCCCAAUUCCCCAUCCAACUACCGCCCUAUCUCGCUACUGCCAUUUGCCUCCAAGAUCCUCGAGAGAGAGUUGUCUACGCCAGAUUGACAGACUUUCUCGAAUCCAACUCUCUGCUUGACCCCCUUCAGUCUGGAUUCCGCGCUGGUCACUCUGUCGAAACUGCUUUGACCAAAGUAUCCAACGAUUUAAUUGCUACUAAAUCACGCGGCCAAUACUCUAUCCUAAUCCUCGUUGAUCUUUCUGCCGCCUUUGACACUGUUGAUCAUCAACAGCUUCUUCACAUUCUCCGUAACUUUGGUCUACGGGAUACUGCUCUCUCCUGGUGCUCCUCCUACCUCUCACAGUGCUCUUUCAGUGUUUCGUUUCUCUGGCUCUGCCUCUACUCCCCAACCCCUCUAUGUCGGCGUCCCCUAAGGUUCUGUCCUCGACCCACUACUGUUCUCUAUCUAUAUACUGCCUCCCUUGGUAAACUCAAUAGCUCCUUUGGCUUCCAAUACCAUCUAGAAUGCAGAUGACACGCAAAUCUACCUGUCCUCCCCUGAUCUCUCUCCGCCCACCUUGACUCGUGUUUCUGACUGCCUCUCUGCUAUUUCCAACUGGAUGGCAGCUCACUUCCUUAAACUCAACCUGUCCAAAACAGAACUUCUAGAUUUUCCUCCCUCAAAUGCUGCUACUCCUGUGUCUGUCUCCAUCCAAGUCAACAGCGCUACUAUCACCUCUACCUCCCAGGCUCGCUGCCUAGGGAUUCUUUUUGAUUCUGAUCUCUCUUUUACUCCCCAUGUCCAAUCGAUAGCCAAAUCCUGUCGCUUCCAACUCAAGAACAUAGUGCGCAUCCGCCCAUAUCUAACGCCGGACGCGGCUAAGGUUCAUGCUGUUGUUCUCUCUCGCCUUGACUAUUGCAAUCCCCUUCUCACCGGUCUUACAUGUACCCAGCUUGCACCGCUGCAAUCUAUAAUGAAUGCGGCUGCAAGGCUUAUUUUCCUGUCCGGUGGCACCUCCCACGCCUCCACGCUCUGUCAGUCCCUGCAUUGGCUUCCAGUUAGAUAUAGGGCCCAAUGCAAAAUUCUGGCGCUUGCUUACAAAUCCCUACAUAAUGCUGCUCCAACAUAUCUAUCCUCCCUCAUACACAAGUAUGUCCCGUCGAGACCCCUGCGCUCAGCCCAAGACCUACGCCUAUCCUUUGCCCUGAUCCCCACCUCUGAUGCUCGCCUUCAAGACUUCUCCAGGGCUGCACCUAUUCUGUGGAACUCCCUUCCCUCCUUAAUCAGACUUUCACCCAGCCUCCACUCCUUCAAAAAAUCUUUGAAAACUCUCUUCUUCAUUAAAGCGUAUCAAUUAAACUGUCAGCAGGUUUCUCAUCCCCCACCCCAUGACUCCGUUCCUGCAACUGUCAAAAAUGACCUACCAAUCACUCAAUAAACCCUUCUGUAACAAACUAUUUAAUUCCCCUACUUUAACCCUUUGUGUCACUAUACCCCACUCCCUCUAGCAUGUAAGCUGAUCGAGCAGGGUCCUCAACCCCCUCUGUUCCUGAUCUCAAUUAUGUGUCUUACUCCACCCGUUGUACAGCGCUACGGAAUUUGUUGGUGCUAUAUAAAUAAUAAAAUAAUAAUAAUAGUAAUCAGCCAAGUGGAACCAGGGGGUGUAACUAGACUAAUUUCAAAGGCCGGUUACUCCGAGCCUUCCCUCUUAGUCGUGCUGUAUCUAAGCCAGACAACCGGCACCUUCAUGUAGCGAUGCCGACUAGACAUUCCAACAGACCCAAAUGGUUAAAUGGCUAUACUUUCAUAGCAUUAACAGACCCCACACUGUCCCCACUAGAAAUAACCAACAGUAGCCCAACAAAAGGCCGGUUAUAAGGGCGUAGUCACAGAUGUCCGUACUAGUCCACCUAUAAAAAAAAAAAAAUCCUCUACUCACAGGCCCCUUAUAUAGGACAUUACAAAUGUUAAACCUUGUUUAUGCAAUUAUAUGCUUUUGCAGUAUUGUAUGUCUCAAACUUUAUGCACUUGCCCACCCACGCUUGUGAGUGGAGCAAAAAUAAAGAAUUUUCAAGAAAAAUAAGUCCCUAGGUAUGAUUGCUUAUACAAUUCCGGCAGGGGACUUAAGAGAACGUUGCACUUCUUGCAAAUUUUCUGAUAUGUGUGUGUGUGUGUGUGUGUAUGUAUAUAUAUGUAUAUAUAUAUAUAUAUAUUUUACACACACACACACAGUUAUGUGGAAAACAUACCACAGGUACAUUUACUUAGGAAGGAUUUAAUAUCCUUUAGCGCAUGGGAUCUCCUACCUCUACUGUAAACCAACGUGGCUAACACACCACCGGCCUUCAUGAUUAAUUUGGAAACCUUCUUUGGAGAAGUCUUUUUGGAGUCCCAGCGGGGGGGGAAAAAUUUGUGACCUUACGCACACUGCUUAAUCUCCAGUAAUAUGCAGGAGACAGCAUAUAAAUUGCUAUCUUGCUGGUAUCACACUCCUAAGUUUCUAGAUAUGAUAGAUUCCAGUUCCACUAAUGAUGAAUACUGUAGGCAAUGUUUCCGGGAUGAGGGCAUGUCUCCUGAUCCAGCCGUUCUGGUAGAAAAUACAUAACAUACUAAAGAGCUUCUUGGAUCUAUGCGCCCCCUCUCUUUUUAGGCCAGCACCCAUAUUGUUACAUCACACGACCACAGCUACCUCCAGCUAUAAAAUGUCCCUUACCAUUCGGAUUAUUAAUGUAUCCAAGCAAUUGGUCCCACUGUUCUGGGACAACAUGUCCCCCCAUAUCAGUGCAACUAUUGCCUUUUAAAAUAUGAUGGAAGGGUUUAACACAAUUUCUCUGUUUAUUUAAAUCCCUCCUCCUUGUGCUCGCUGUUUUAUACCAGACUUCUUGGUAAUUGUUGGGGUUGGAUUAAUAACCUGGCCUGAUAACUAGGUCCGCAUUUAUUACUAAGGUAGCCAGGCCUACAAUCCUACAAUAUGACUACUAGCAACAUAUGAUUAUUAUAUGUGAGCUUAUGUUAAUAUUGCAAACUGCUUUCCUGCCUGUGGACCUGCAUGUCCAAUUGUGUAACUUGUAUUGCAUGUCCUUUUUUUUUUUUUUUUUAACCAAAUAACCUAUUCACGCCCAAAAGUCCCUCUAUCAUAUAUAUUGCGGAUUUUAAUUAACUGGAGAAAAUAUAUAUAUAUAUAAUCUCCAGUUAAUUAAAAUCCGCAAUAAUUAAAAUGUUACCCAAUUUGAUGUUUUUCUUCAUUAUCAAUAUUAGGUGGCUUAUAACCUAUAAUUCAACCAAUAAUCGAUUUAUCUUCUUUUGCCCUGAGCAGAUCUCUACCCAUGAGUCUUUAACAUUUUUAUCACCACAUACCACUUGCUUAAUCUAGUUACAUAGUUUAAAAGAGAUGUUUGUCCAUAAGGUCAACCUUUCUCACAUCUGGUUUUGCUGUUGAUCCAAUUUUUUUAAUUUUUUUUUAUUUUAUUUUUAAGUGAUUCCAAUUUUGCAACAAAUUGGUUAAAAACAUCCUUCCUGGCUUUAAAAUUGGCAUUCAUAUCUUUCCUUGGAUCAAGAAGCUAUUACCCCACAAUUUAAAAAUUAGAUUCCUGAAUAUUACAAUUUGCAAAUACUUAUCCAAUUUCUGUUUAGACAUCUGUAUAGACUUUGAUAAAACGCCUCUUCAGACAGAGAAUUCCACAUCCUUAUUGUUCUUGCUGUAAAAAAAUAAACCUUUCCUUAGACCAAAUCUCCUUUCUUCCAGUCUUAAUGUGUGACCCAAUGCCCUGAUUAUGAAUAGAUUUCCAGACAAUGGUUUGUAUUGGCCUCAAAUAUAUUUGUAUAUAGCUAUCAUAUGCCUUCUUAGGAGCAUUUUUUCUAAACUAAAGAACAACUACACACCAGAACUAUACAUUCCAGAACAACUACAUUAAGCUGUGGUUGUUCUGAUAUGAGCACCCUUCUGCAUAUGGUUAUUAAUGUUCGGUUUCCACACUCUCAUCCUGUCACUAUCCUGAAUGUUACCUGUUUAGCUAUUCUGCAUUUAUGUCUAUGGUCUGCAAGUUUUGGGGUUUUUUCUGUUUUUUUUUUUUUCUCCUUGUUCAUUAUUGAUAUGAAAAAUAAUUUUAGAAAAAAUUGAUGGGAAAAAAAAUACAGUUGGGACCGAGUGACUGAGUUAAACUAUGCUAUUAUAAUUAUAGUACCUAAACUGGCAUAGAGAAGCCUUAAACGCUUGCCAAAAAAAGAAGUUAUCUACCUGGUCAAUAACAGAAGAGUUUUCUAUGUAAGGAAAUUCCUGAUAUCAGAAUAGUGAGAAUCUAGUAAAUAUGAUAAACCACGCUUCUUACAUUCCCAAAUAUUUUAAGUGUAGAAUUGUAAUACAUUAUAAAUAGGUUGUAUAGAAAACCCAGAUCUGACCCCCUCCCUUCACCUGUUCUACAACAACUUGCAUGAAUUGCAAAUAUAACAUUCAAAAAGACCAUAACAUUCAAAAAGGCCAUAACAACAGUGGAUUUGAAGAUAAACUAACCUUCCUUCAAAUUUGAGUGCAUAAAUGAUUGCUAAUAAAAUCUCAUAUUGAUCAACAAUUAAGCAUUGCUAAUAACCCCCCAUGCUCCCCAUCGACACACCCCAUCACUGAAAACCAGAAAUAGAAAACAUCCUAUCAUAACUUUACAUAGUUAUACCAAAACAUGAUUUGCCAUCUGUAAAAUGAGCGAGGAUUGAUGAAUCAUUGUAAUUCAAUUGUAACUGAGGAAGCCUAACUGCGUGUUAAGCCUACUAUUCACCAUUUGAAGUAGUAAGUUUUGAACUAAAUUUGUUCUGAAAUACUGGGUACUGUUUGAAUGUAUUAAGAAGGAUACUGUCAUGUACGUGGGCUAUUGGCCCAGCCGAGACAGUUGGGAGAGUGUGGAAGUGAAAGGUUUAAUGACACCAGACCCCUGGUUACUUAUGGUUAGUCCCAGCAACCACUAAAUUAACUCCUGCAAUCCCUUCUACAUGAACACCCUAGUACACACUUUACUGCCACCACCAAGACUUUUAUAUACGGGCGUCUUCGGUUACCCCACACACAGUAGAAUUAUAGUAUCACAACCUUACUUUACUGAUCAGACAUAUAUGAUUAACCCUUUUGGUAAGGUGUCUACCUGAACUUUCCUCAGAAGAGUGAGCUCAUAGAGCACAAAGACAUAAGCUGAUUAAGUAAACAUUUAAUCUGACAAAAAAGAUUCACAGUGCUGGGUACAAAAAUACAGAAAUAAAUGACACACAGAAAUACAGAUAAAUUGCAAAACAGUCCAUAAAAUAAAAUGGGAGAAAACACAAGAGAUCCUUACAUAUAUUUACCCCUUAUAUAUAAUUCUUGUGGGAAGAUUCAGAUGUUACAGGUUCCCAAGUAGUUGUUGAAAAAAGAAAAACUCUCACUGGAUAGUCCAACAUCCUCAGUAUAUACCUUAAACCACUUGUUUCUAAGUGGGCAGACCCCUGGGUGGAUCAGAGGGGCCUGGCAGUUUAUUGACCACUCCAUAUUUUCUUAAAUUAUGUUGUCCUUUGAAGAACCCAAAGUCAGAGCAUAUGCACCAAUACCUUUUACAAUGCCCUAUGUCCAGCUCUGGUGAUGGUUAUCUAGUAGGUUUAUGACUUAGGCCUGGUGUAAGGUCAAAGCCUACAUUAAAUGUUAUCUUAACAUGUCCAAUAACCACUCAAAGCCUACAAUAAAUGUUAUCCCAACGUUUAUAAAAACAACUCUUGGCAUAUAGAAAAUGCCAACUCGUGCUUUGACAUGAAAGAUGACAUUCCCUGCUGUAACCAAACAAGGUCGAAUUCGGACCAAACGAUGGUCGAAUGCUAUUCAACUUUCCGAAUGUCAUUUCUUUGUAAUUGAGUUUGUCUUUUAUGGCUGCUUUGUACAUAAUACGAAGUCUAUCAGGAGGGACUUCUGCACUUGUAGGUUUACUUUACCCAUACUCUUUAUUUCAUUCUGUAUCACAUACAAAUUAAUAGGGCGUUACUACCAUCUACUGGCCAUUUUGGGGUGAUACAACACAUACUAAAACCACUUAAAUAUAUGAUACAUAGUUAUCAUUUUAGUUGCUAUUACUGAGACAUUUUAUAUUGUUUUUUUCUUUGUUUUAUUUCAUUUUUUACAGUAUUUACUUGCUGACUGUGUCACCUACUGGUUCUCAUACAAAGAAUGUGAUAUAAAGUUGAUAUGAUAACUCAGAAGCAUAUUCUUCUGCUUUAUCAGACCAACUCAAGGACUACAGGUGCCAGACAACUAGGUGUGUGUCAAACUGUUCGUAAACAGCAUACCAGGUCAACAGAUGCUGCUUUGAGACAACUAGCACCAUGAUUGCUACAGAGCACUGUAGUGGCUUUGUUGCUUAGGAUAUCAAUUAAACAGUAGACCUCUACUUUAAAGACCCCAACUGCACCUAGACCCUUGAAACUCCAUGCAGGUAAGCUGAACAUAACCAACAUUUUGAGAAUGUUUUCCUCAUGAAGGUGCCCGUACAUUAUUGAUUGUCAUAUAAUCCCAUAAUAUAUAUUUGAUCUGCAUCCAGGGCAGAUGUCUGCUCCAUUUACCAGAAGCACAGUGGAGGCUAGUGUCUUCUAUACUUGUAGCCAAUGCAUACUUCAUUCAAAGAAGCUUCAAAAGCACUUGGAGUUUAAUGCAGCUCAGUUUUUUUCUUACCCUAGUAAUGGCCACCACGCCAUGGUGUGAUUUACUACUCUGGAUUUGUCAAGCCCUGGUGUAACCUAAAAUUAAAGGGACAUUAGUCACCAGAACAACUACAGCUUGAUGUAGUUGUUCUGGUGUGAAGUCAGUCCCUCUAGGCAUUUUAAUGUAAACAGUCUUUUUAAAGAAAAGGCAGUUUUUACAUUGGUGCCUAGGUACACAUAGUGGCCACUCCUGUGACAGCAACUGGAGGUGGUCCUGCAGCAGUACUGACGUUCAGCGUCUCCACACUUUGCGUGGAGACACAUAACUUUCUUCAUAACAAUGCAUUGGUUCAGUGAAUCUCUGAGGAGAUGCUGAUUGACCAGCGGGGCAUUUGGCCCCACCACUGGCCCUCCUCCUUGGGAAUCUCAGCCAAUUCAAUGCUUUCCUAUAGGAAAGCAUUGUGAUUUGUUGAGAUCAUCAAUUCUAAUGAUAGCCAAGGAGGUGGAUCUGAGGCGGAGCCAAAUGCCGGUGCUAUAAAUAAGAUGAGAUUUCACCCUAUUUAACCCCUUAAGCACACAUGGCAUAUGUGACAUGUCAUGAUUCCCUUUUAUUCCAAAAGUUUGGUCCUUAAGGGGUUAAGGGAGGCAGCGGGCUAGAUAGUGAUUUUAGCACUAUAGGGUCAGGAAUACAUGUUUGUGUUCCUACCCCUAUAGUGCACCUUUAAAUUAAAUUACUUUGACUUGUUUUGCAAUAAAGUAUCAUUAUUAUUUGAGUCUAGCUAUAUUGUUCUUUUAAAAGACUUAUUAUGAUGCCCUUGAAAAAGGUGGUUUGUCCGCCGAAACGCGCGUUGGGCAAUUGUUUGAUGCAGACAUCUAUGCAGAACUUUACUAUACACAGCUGUAUGUACGUUUGCUGUACCCAGAGUAAUUCAAACGACCGGCCGGUCAUUGAUAUUAUUGGGGCAUUUGUAUUUACAUUCUGGAGACUAUACAGUGGAGGGUUUAUACCCUGUCUAUCUCCCACUUUCUAUAUCAUUUUUCUAUACUACUCAUCUUACUAUCCUUUUGAUUUCUUGACAUUACUAAUAGGAUUGUUACCUAUUUCUGAGUAUAUAGAAGGAAGUGAGGGUUUUUUCUUUAUAUUUAUUUCUAUUUAUAGAAAGUGAAUUACAUUAGUGCCUCCUGUUUAGAGAUACAUAGGGUUACAGCUCAGUACUAUUUUGGCUUCCUUUUUAGCUGCUGCUGCUUUUGAGGUUUUUUUUUACAGAGGUUGCUACAUUGUUUACACUGAUUGUGUCUUGUAACUAUCUAAUUUGUAUCUGUUAUACUCAGCAUGUUAUAGACAUGCUCAGCAGCUGUUUGUAGCCGUUAUCAGUCUGCAUUUCUCUUUUUAUUCUAUUUUUCUUUUUUGUGGUUUGGGGUAUAAAUAUUUAGUGAUGUACAAUAAAGGUUAUUAUUAGAUAUAUGUAUUUUAAUAUUUAAUUUUUUCACACAUAUUUUUCUGCUUGGGGGUAGCUCUAGUAGAGGAUUUUCUUCUUUUCUCUUUUAGGGAGUUUUUCCUCUUACUACUGUUCAUUUUUGGCAAUUUUGUAUGUAGGGUCAAGCCCGUCUUGCUACCCCUUUAGCCCCUCUUUUUGUACUCCUGGUCAGAGUUUAUGAAUCUUUCUGUACUCUGCUCGGUAGUACGUUAUAUUGAUCCCUAUAGUGCACCUUUAAAUUAAAUUACUUUGACUUGUUUUGCAAUAAAGUAUCAUUAUUAUUUGAUUCUAGCUAUAUUGUCCUUUUAAAAGACUUUGGUUGCUUUAUCUUUUCCAUCAAAGGCGUCACGAGCUCAAAUACUGGACAAAGCCACAGAAUACAUCCAGUACAUGAGGAGGAAAAAUCACACACACCAGCAAGAUAUUGACGAUCUAAAGAGACAGAAUGCUUUAUUAGAACAACAAGGUAAAACCUAAUGCAAUUGUUCUUUUAUCAACUAUUGUUACUUGUACUUGGCUUCUAUACAUUUUGCAGUUUAAUUUGGAGAAAACGGCCAGUCAUGUGACUAGUAACACAAGAGGAAACUGCUAACUUUCCAGAGGGUGUACAAAUUUCGACUUUGGCUGAAAGCCAGUAGAAUAUGUCCAAGAAACAAAUUAUCUCAAAUAAAUGAUAAAGCUCUCAAAAGGAGUGAUCCUUUAUUGGGUGUCCCAUCAGGAGUUUCUCUAGACCCUGGCCUUUAUAUAACUCCAGUCAUGUAAUUAAUAGCUACUAUUAACCUAAGCACUAUUGUUUUUGGACUUUGUUUUUCUCCCUCUAACUAUGACAGUUCAUUUGAAAGAUGACUUCAGUUUAGGAAGGCCAGGAAGACUUGUAGACAUUGUCCUCACUGCCCUACCUACAUGACCAUUAUACUUUAUAUCUUCGAACACGAAGCUGUUCCUGCUUCUUCAUUACAGCUAUGGUGACUCUUGCCAAGCCUAUUUGUUUGUUUGUCAGAAUUGUAAUUUUGCAGUAGGGUUUUCGUUUGUUUGAUUUAUUUAUUUUUGUCCUGUAUAUGAAUGUGAGUUCUAUGAUAAAGAGCAUCAUAAUUCAUAUCGUAGUGGUGAGUUACUAUCAUGUAAAGAACCAAAACACAUCAUUAAUAAUACGCUAUCUAUCUCUAAAAUGUUUUUUUUGUUUUUUUUAUUGCUUCUAGCAAGCAGCUCACCUUUUAUGUAAGCUUGGAUAUGUUAUAUCUGCUUAGAUAUUGAUUUGUGGCCAAUCUAUUAUUUCCUUUAAACUUCUUCAGGUGGCUCCUCUAAAUUCUGUUGACUGUAAAAUGCCACUGUUUAUUAAUCUUUUCUCUAGCAUAGUCCUGCCUCCUAAUUGAUCAAAUUGAAAGUGUGCAAAGAAAGACAUAUAUAUAUAUAUAUAUAUAUAUAUAUAUAUAUAUUAAUAUAAUAAAAAAAAAUUAAACUAGUCCUUGAAGAAAUGUGUUGUGUGAAAAAGUGAUGGACUAUAUGAUUUUGGAUAUAUGAUCAGGACACAACCCAGUGUAGUGGGGGUUUACAGAUAUUUUUUUCAUUUGGCCAUGAUGAUGUUAACCCGUUAACACCAUUAGGAUGUUCCAAGCCACCCUACACAAAGCGGUCUUAAGCAUUGUUAGGACAGCAUGGUACGACCUAACUGUUUGCAGCCCCUCUACGGCCGUGAUCCGCACUGAUCUUGGUAGGGAGGACUGCAUGACAAGCCAGGCAGUCCCUCUGCUUCCAGACCAGCCCUCGCAGGCCAUGUGAUCGUGAUGUAAGUUUGAAAAUGUCAAACUGAAUAGUUGUUUUUUGUUUAUAUGUGAAGCAAUAAAAGCUAUGUUUUACUUUUUAUGUCAUGGGAGUGCUUUUUAUUUUAUUAAGGGACCUGCCUGUCAACCCGGGCAAAAAGUCCAGAGAAUUUAAUUUGCAUGCCCUAUAUUUGACCAUGUAACAUUCAAAAACCCCAUAAACCUGUACAUGGGGUGGUACUGUUGUACUCCUGAGGCAUUAAAAGGUUUAAUAUGUAAAUAUUUGAUGUGAAAUGAAAGCCCUGUUUCUGCUGAACAAAAUGACAUGUAAUAAGUGUGUGUGCACUUAAUAUGAAAGCGGUAAAUUAUGGUUGAACAGAUAUAUAGCUCAAAUUCUAGGGUUUUACAUUUUGUUUUGUUCAGUGAACAUGUACAGUUGUCUCUGUCCUUUAGGUGUUAUGGGUUGAUGCAUACACGUAGCAUAAUCCUCCAAAGAGCUUAGUGACCAGACCGUUUUUCAAUUUUUUUUUUACCGUUAAGAACCAGGGCACUUUUUAAAUGUCUGCGGUGUUUGUGUUUUAGCUGUAAUUUUCCUCUUAUUUAUUUACUGUACCCAUACAUAUUAUAUACAGUUUUCCCCUUCAGAUUAGAGGCAGUGCUUUACCAAUGGGAUUUCUAAUCUGGAGGGAAAAACAGGCAGGCAAUUCUCCAAACUUUUUUAAAACCGUCCCCCUUCUUAAGCUCCUUCCUAUAAAUGUCAGCUUACCAAAAACAACCCCAGUUCUUUGCCUGCCUUCGGCAGAGGAGGUAUAGCAGGUUUUUCUCCAGGGAAGCAGGUGAGAAGGGCUUAGGCUCGGGAGGCUCUGCUUCCUUUUGUUUUGAAGCAAAAUUUUGUACGCCUGACGGGCGGGUUCUUCACAAAGUUUAUAAUGUUCCGUCUCUUCCGCGCCAGGUGCCGGUCAGACGAAGGACGCAGGCGUGCGUCAGCUGGGAGGUCCUGGCGGUGGAACGCACGUACAGGUUACGUUGUGUUCCACCGGGAAUUCGCGGAGCGCAAUGCGAUCCAAGAUUCAGGCGCCAAAUCUGAACUCAGCAUUUUUCGUUCAGUUGGUUUACAGGACUGAAAAGGAGCAACUUACCAGCAGCAACCUCGGUUUGCCAGGAGCUCUCAGAUCUGUUGCGAGUGUGUUUCUCACCUGCCCUCCAACACACUGUGAGACCAUUUAAGGUAAGACAUUUAGCUUUUAUUUUAAAUGGCUCUAGUCUGAAUCAUAAAGGGAAUUAAAAAAAUGUUUCCCUUUCUCUUAUCUUUCCUCAGUAUGUCCAAUCCUGAGAUUACAUUACAGAGAAAUCGACAGAGAAGGGGAAAUGUUCAGCAAAAUCCAAGCAUUUAAGUUGCUCUGUAUGUUUCCAACCUAUGCCAGAUGGAUUUAAAAGGAAACUUUGUUCUCUAUGUUCCAAAGAGGCUUCGGAGGAAGCUAAAAAAACAGAAAUGUCCACAUUUUUAAGCUGGUUACAACAGAGUAUGCAGUCGGCUCAGGCAUCUGUUGCUCAGGAUUUACAGGUAGUAAAACAAUCCAAGAAAAGGUCGAGAUCAUGGGAAGAUUAAGAUGCAAGCUCGGGUACUUGUGCUUCUGAUUCUAGAGAUGAUUCUUCUGAGGAGGGAUUUGCCUUUCAGAGGAAGCCAUUGGAAAGUUAAUAAAGGAAGUGCAGAACCUUAUGGAGGAUGGGAUAGCAGGAAAAAGAUCUAAAGUUUUCCCAUUACAUCCACAGCUAGAGGAGAUGGUUUUAAGAGAAUGGAAAUUCCCAGGUCAUAAACCAUUUAUAUCAAAACACUUUAAAACUCUUUUCUCCAUAGAAGUGGACCAGGACUGCCUGCUGGAUACAGUUCCUGUAGUAGAUGUUCCUAUAGCUCAAACAGGAAAGAAAACUGCGUUACCUAUAGGUGACUCGAGUGGUUUAAGGAAUGUGAUGGAAAACCGUAUAGACUCGUCUUUAAAGAAAAUGUUUGUUUCCUCAGCGGCUCAGGCUAAAGCCCAAAAACAUUGGCUAGAAGAUGCCAAGAUGUCUGCAGAUUUUUUGGUAGAUUCUUCUUCAGAAAGUCUGAAAUUAUCUGCCUAGAAUUUGGGUCUAACAACAGUAUCUAGGAGAGCACUUUGGCUUAGAAACUGGUCAGCUGACGCUGCAUCUAAAAAUUCUUUGUGUGACUUACCCUUUGAGUCUGGUAGACUGUUCGGGUCAAAACUGGAUGAUCUGUUAAAACAAAUGAAUGAAGGAAGGCAGGAAGGCCUUGCCUGAAACCCACAAGAAGCAGGUUUGGAACAAAAAAAUGGGGAUCCAGCCCUCAGUUAGAAGUUCCUUUUGUAGGAACUAUUACAGGGGUCAACAGAGGAAAGUUUUUUUCGAUUACAGAAAGAAAGAAAGAUUCACGGACAAGAGAAAUAGAAUGUUGUGAUGCCAGGCCAGUGGGAGGAAGAUUGACCCACUUCCUAAAUCACUGGGAAAGUACUACAUCAGAUCUCUGGGUUCUUUCUGUAAUAAAGAGCGGGUACGGUCUGGAACUGGCAAAUACCCCAAAGAGAACUUAUUUAUGUUCCAGGGUUCAUUCUCAGGCAACAGAGAAAGCUUUAAUGCAAGAAGUAUGAAGACUCCUGCAGAAGAAAGUAAUAGAAGAAGUACCCCUAAGAGAAAGACAUCAGGGCACUUAUUCAAGGCUAAUUUUAGUUCCAAAGCCACAUGGUUCAUUCAGACCCAUACUAGACCUAAAGGCCGUAAACAAGUGUAUUAUAAAAAAGAAGUUCCGUAUGGAAUCAAUAAAAUCAGCAACACUUCUUAUUCAACCAGGGAAUUGGUUUGCGUCCCUGGAUUUAAAAGACGCUUAUCUUCACGUGCCCAUAGCAGAAUCCAGCAAAAGGUUCUUAAGAUUUGCAAUCUGCAUCCAGACGGUAACAUAGAAACAUAGACUGUGACGGCAGAUAAGAACCAUUCGGCCCAUCUAGUCUGCCCAAUUUUCUAAAAACUUUCAUUAGUCCCUAGCCUUAUCUUAUAGUUAGGAUAGCCUUAUGCCUAUCCCAUGAUAACCAGGCAUUACCAAUUCAAAGCCCUUCCAUUCGGCCUUUCAUCUGCUCCAAGGGUGUUCACAAAGCUGCUAGUAGUCAUCUCCGCAUACCUAAGAGGUUUGGGUAUCUAUGUCAUCCCUUAUUUGGACGACUGGCUUUUGAUUGCGGAAUCAAAAGAACAACUAGCUUUAGACCCAAUUACAGCUUUACAAGCUCUAGAAAAUCAUGGUUGGCUAAUACAUUUUUAAAAAUCAGAAUUAGUUCCUGUUCAAAGGAUUCCGUUUUUAGGUCGAUUCAAAGAAUUAAUCUCCAUGAAGAUUUUCCUUCCAGAAAGGAAGAAACUAAAGAUAACUCAAACAAUUCAGAGGCUCAGAGAAAAAGGUGUUUUCUCAGUCAGAGAAGCGAUGAGUUUACUGGGUCUUUUUACGGCCGCUAUCCCUGCAGUCGGUUGGGCAAAAGCCAGAAUGAGACCUCUUCAGAGAAACAUUUUAAAAGUUUGGAACAGACAGACAGGCCUGCAUGGUCUGAUGAAAUUCAACAGUCAGACGCUGAGGAGUCUUCCGUGGUGGACCUCAUCUCGAUUCCUUCAGAAUUUGAACAGAUGCCUCGGCAUUAGGCUGGGGGGCCCAGUUAGGAGACCAAAAGAAGCAGGGGCUUUGGCAAGAAAAGGAUUUAAGAAGUUCCUCGAACUUCAAAGAAUUGAAGGCAGUAUGGAUGGCUCUCCUUGCAUUUCAGUUCCAGAUAAAUAAUCGGCAUAUUCAGAUAUGUUCAGACAAUCGAACGACAGUUACAUUUGUGAACAAACAAGGCAGUACAAGAUCGUCAAAAAUAGAAAAUCUAUGUUCAAAGAUCAUGCUAUGGUCAGAAGUUCACCUACUCUCAGUCUCGGCAGUUCACAUUAUGGGAAAAUUCAACGUAUUAGCAGACACCCUGAGUCGUCAACACUUAAAGCAAACAGAUUGGUCCCUUUCGUGCAAAGUUUUCAAGCAAAUAUCAGACCUCUUUGGUUGUCCAGAAAUAGACCUCAUGGCCUCCAGGAAUCCUGCAGGCAAACCAGAUAUCAUAGAUGCUCUUUCAGUACCAUGGAAGUUCAACCUAGCAUAUGUGUUCCCACCGGUAGUUCUUAUUCACAGAGUGCUUCAAAAGAUCAAGUUGGUAAGAGUAAGGAUUAUCAUAAUCCUCCCUUGGUGGCCAAGAAGAAUUUGGUUUUCAGUUCUUCUAAACAUACCAGGGGCCACCUUUUGGAAGCUUCCCCUAUCAGAAGAAAUACUGGAACAUUCCAUGGUACCUCUUCCAACCCUACAGAGAUUCCAAUUGACGGCUUGGUGUCUGAAUUCCAAAUUUUAAAGAGUAACGGUCUAGAAAACGCGUCUUUGAAGAUUUUAUCAUUAAAAACCGUAUUUUUGGUGACAAUUACAUCAGCCAAGAGAGUAGGUGAACUCCAAGCUCUACGGGCGAAUUUUCCUUUUUUGUUUUUUCUUCAAGACAAGGUAGUUUUAAAGCUUGAUCCGUCUUUUAUUCCUAAGGUUUUGACCUCAUCUAACAUCAAUCAAGAAGUGGUAUUGCCUACUUUUUGCCAAAAUCCAUCCAAUGCCUUGGAAAGACAAUUUCACUGCCUAGAUGUGAAGAGAUGUCUUAUGCAAUAUCUAAAAUCUAGUCUUUCAGGAAGGAUAACAGCCUGUUUGUCUUAAUUAACGGCGCAAGGAAAGGUAUGAAGGCUUCAAAAAGUUCUCUGGCUAGAUGGAUGAAGGAUUGUAUUCAUUUAGCUUAUUCCACAAGUAACGCGGAAAUCACAGGCUCCGUAAAGGCCCAUUCUACUAGAGCUAUAUCUACGUCCUGGGCUCUGCGAGCUGCGGCUACGCCUUCCCAGAUUUGUUCAGCGGCCACAUGGUCAUCACUUCAUACAUUCUCAAGACAUUACAGGUUAGACAUACUGGCCUCAGAAGAUGCAGCUUUUGGGCGCAAGGUGAUACAAGCAGUGGUGAAAUGAAUCCCACCCUAAGUUAUUGCUUUUUUAUAUCCCAUUGGUAAAGCACUGCCACUAAUCUGAAGGGAAAAACUAAAUUUUUUUACUUACCGUAAAUUUCUUUUUCCUGAAGAUUAGAGGCAAUGCUAUAAUUCAACCCCCCCCCCUUUUUUUUUUUUUCUAAUAAUUUCGGAAUUGUGCAUGUAACCGGCUUGUGUAUUUUCUGGGGUUGUUUUUGGUAUCUGACAUUUAUAGGAAGGUGCUUAAUAAGGGGGAGGGUUUUAAAAAAAGUUUGGAGAAUUGCCUGCCUGUUUUUUUCCCCUCCAGAUUAGAAAUCUCAUUGGUAAAGCACUGCCUCUAAUCUUCAGGAAAAAUAAAUUUACGGUAAGUAAAAAAAAAUUUUUUUCUCGCCAUUAGACACCCCAAUUUGUGUUGAGCAACAUCUCAGGAGUACAGGGAUACCACCCAUGUAUAGGUGUGUUGGAUUCUCUGGGGGUUAAAAGACCUUAUUUAGAGGGUGCGCAUUCCAGUUUUCCAACUUGUAAUUUUCACAACUUGUCAUCAUGCACCCAUGUCCUAUUUGAGACAUUUUUAAAGCCAGCCAAUGUAAUUUGCCCCCAUCAAACCAUAUAUUUUUUGAAAAGUAAACACCUUAGGGUAUUUCAAAUGGUGGUAUUUUAACACUUUCAAUGCACUAAGUCUACCACCAGCCCUUGUCAAACUUUUGGGUAGUUAUGUUUUUGUUAUUUUUCUCUCACAUUGUACUUUAGGCAUGGAUUCUCAGUUCCUGUUAUAUGUUACUGACAAAGAACACCCCAAUAUGUGUUCAGCAACAUCUCCCGAGUACAACAAUGCCCCCAAUGUACAGGUUUUAUGGGUUUUUGCAAACUUACAGGGGUCAAAUGUAGGGCUUUCCCAUGUUUGCACAUUGAAAUUUGCCAGAUUGGUUUGCUGGGUCUGUGUUGCCUUUUAAGACCAUAUGGUAUCCUAGGAAUGUGAAAUAACCCCAUCAUGGCAUACCAUUUUCAAAUGUUGACAACACAGGGUAUUCAAAAUAGGGUAUGUCCAGUCUUUUGUAGUAGCCACUUAGUCACAAAUGCUAGCCAAAAUUAGUGUUUUUAUUUGUUUUUUUUAUAAAUGUUUAUAUAUGUAUGUUUAAGGCCGAUGGCCUGUAUUUGUGGGAGGAGUUAGCGUUCCUACAUAAACGCUACUCCCCCUUCCUACCUUACCGUAAACCCCGAACAUAGACAUGUGCACCAGAGCAAGACGUGCCCCCGCUUUAUGCCUGGUCGUAAGUACGAGCCGUCGUAAAACAGGUAGGUCGCUAAAUGAGGACCACCUGUAUAUGUAUAAUAUAUUUAUUUGAUUAUAAUUAUUUUUACUUUUUAGCAGCCUGGGGGACUGCCUGACAGCUCAGACAGUCCCCCUACUAGCUGCACUUUGGACAGAUGGCCCCUGGGGGUCCUAAAUUGCAGAGGGGGGGACUGUCAACAAAGUCCCCCUCAGAAGCAGACCGAUCGCCAGCGGAGUAACGGCGGCGAUCAGUAAGUACAUGGGGCGGGGGAGGGAGGGGUAGCAGUUAAUUUUUAUUUUUUAAUUACAUUUUUAAUUUUUUCAACUUUUUUUUUUUUUUUUUAAACUGAGUGCCCCCACUCAGUACAGGCAGAGCAUCGGAAGCCUGCCUGAAGGCUUCCGAUGCUCUUGCCUAAACUGCCGGGCGCAACGUGCAAGAACCCAGAAGUGAUCGCUCCAGGGGGAGCGCUCACUCGGGUGCCUGGCAGUGUGGGGGGGUAUUCCACGAUGCCUCGAUAUUGAGUAAUACCCUUAGAGCGUCUGGAAGCGCCAGAUGAGGUAUGUCUUUAAGGACUGUUUUUUUUUUUUUGUCAGAUGUACCUCAUAAGUCCGCGGUCCUUAAGGGGUUAAUGCUAACAAAAGGGUUCACAGAUAUUGUUGUUUCACUCUAAGAGCAGUGUUGUGUUUUGCACCUAUUUAUUAGAAAAUCAUAAUAUAACUGAAUAGUGUUCGGUGUAGUGUUUUUUUGUUUUUUUUGCGAGGGGAGUUUGGAGUUUGAGCGCAGUGCUUAAUUUUAUGUAUUUGUAUUUACUUUUGUAUACAAAGCCAUGUUACAGUGCUGACACCCACCCCAAGUGUUCCCUAUUAAGGGUUAAUAAUGGUUUUGAAAAAAUAUCCUUCUCUGUCUCAUUAGAGAUUUUACCUUUUAGCUGAAAACAGCAAUGUGAAUUAUUAGUGUAGGACUCUUCUAAGAGGGCUUGCCUUGAUGUGGCAGGUGAGCUUACACUUAAAUGGCCAUUGGAGUUAUACUAAAAAUCUCCAGUUAUUUAAAUGUGCAUAGGUAUUUCGGUUAGUGGGCAAGUAACUUUUUAAAAUUAUUUUUUUUAUUUUGCUAUGGUGGCAAAGAGGAGGUUACUAAGGAAUGUGCACAUUAUUAUUAAAUUAAGCAGAACUGUGUUUACGCUCACAAGUUUUAGCUUACGUUUGCUAUUACAGAGGUAACCUAAACAGAUUGUUCCUAACCCAAUCCACUACCAAAAUACAGUGCACAUAAAAAUCUGCAAUCUUAGGUGAUUUUGUUUUUCUUGGACUUUGUUAGUGAGGGACUCCAGAUACUCCUCCAUGCCAAAGGAGGGAGGGGUCCUUGCCGCAAGUGACUUGCAUGAGACCUAAGUGGGACUAUCUGGAUGGCAAGGUGUACAUAUUUUUCAAGGUAUUUACAUCUGUUCUCAAUGUUCUCAUAUUUUCUGUAGGGAAUAUGGUGACUACAUAACAAAGUUAUAUAUGCUUCAAAUUUACCUUUCUAUUGUUCUCCAUGUGUGUAAAGCUUUGCAAAAGGUCUUUCUGGUAUGCUUAUGGGCAUUGGUAAUAUGUUUGUUUCAUAGCUUGAUAAUCUUAUCCUGAUUUUCCUCCUUUUCACAGUUCGCGCACUGGAGAAAGCAAGAUCUAGCUCUCAGCUGCAGACCAACUACUCUUCUUCUGACAGCAGCCUCUACACCAAUCCCAAGGGCAGCACCAUUUCAGCCUUUGAUGGUGGUUCUGACUCCAGUUCUGAAUCAGAACCUGAAGAACCACAAAGCAGAAAGAAAAUACGGAUGGAAGCAAGCUAAGCUGAACCCAGCAAUAAUUGAACAGCCUCUACGAGCUUAAGAUCUUCAACCUUGUCAUAGUUUAUAAUUAGGCCCUAUCCAUCAGAUUAAGGACUUCUUUUUAUUAGUUUACAAUUCCAUUAGGCUCUUGGACUGAAUAAUUAUAAUUUUUUAAUUUUUUUUUUUUUUUUUUAUCCCCUUCUUUUUCCCCCCUUCUGUUAUUUAAAUUUUAAGGCAACGUCUGUAUCUCAUAUCAAUAGAAGUACAAAAAAGGAAAAAAACAACAACUUUGUGUGUUGAGUUGCAUGUAUUUUCCCAAUACGCCUUGCCUACAGUAUGGCAACUGUAUGGUAGGUGUCCACAGAGCGAAUGAAUGAAGCAGGCAUUGGAGCCUGUAAAUCAAAGUCAUGCAACUGCACUCAUUUAAUUAUUUUUGUUUUGUUUUUGUGAUACAACAAGUUCAAAAUCAAUUUGGAUAUUUUUACUAAGAAACAUAUGUGUGCCACAAGAGAUUUUAAAUAGGUACAUAUUUGGUGCUUUACUUUGGUAUGAUCUUCUGGGCUCAAAUUUGCAUUCAAUAAUGAAUUUCACAGCAUUUUUAUCUUUAAAUUCUUUGUUUAUAUAUUUACAUUUUGUAUGUGUAUCUGUUUAUGUGAAAUUGAAAAUAACUCAUGGGGAUAAUGACUUUAAGUCAAUUGUAGAGUGUUGAUAAAUUCCACUUUUCUUAAAACAGGUUGACCCGGUGGCCUUUUUUGUUGUUGUUUCUCCUCCCCCCAUCAUCCCACAGACACACCUUUCAAUAAUGCCAAGAUGCGAGAACUACAUCUUCCUUAAAUCAGUUUGUAAAGGACUGAUAUUGAAAACUGUUACUAUUAUUCUACUACUGACCAAGAGAAACCUGCAAUUUGACCAGUUGUUUAAGCAGAUAUUUCCUUUCUUGUAUGUAUUUGCCAAAUGAAUACCAGCAGUUCACACUUCAUAUUAGGGAUGUACUUGUUUUAUUGUUGGUGCUCCCCAGUUAUUUGUUUUCCUGUUGUAAAAAAAUAUAUAUAUAUAUGAUAAGCAGAUAAUCGUGGUGGCUCUUAUAUUUUUGUUUUAAUUAUUUUAUAUUUGUCGGAUUUUUAUUUUGUUUUUUUAAAAAUUUUAAGGUUUUUUUUUUUUUGGCAGUUAUGACUAACCAAUGAUAGUAUUUAGAGGUGUGCUUCUUUUGUUUCUCUCCCACUAAAUCUAUCUUCUGGAGAAAAUAAGGAAACAAAUUUUCCAAACAUAUCCUGCAAAUACUUUCUAGAAGUGUUAGGGCAACUAAACAUUGGAUAUUUACAUUGUGUUUUAUAGGAAGCAGAUAUAACUACACUGAAUACAAAUAAUGUGUUAACAUAACCGUUUUAUUUCUAGAAGAUCUUAAUGUUGGGUAGAAAUGAUUUACAGCCUUUUAUAGCUUAAACAAAAAUGAAGUAUGUGAUGAUGCAUUUUUUUUUUUUUCUCCUUCAUUUUUCAUUUUCCAAGAUUAAAAGAUUGGCAACUCACUUGAGUUCACUUGGAUUGUGUAAAAUGGGCAUGUUAGCAUAUGAUAUGAGUUCUUGGUUUAUACAAUGCAUCUCUUCACCAGAAUUUUAAUUUUACUUGUCAAAAAUCCAUUUGCCUAGCAAAUAAUCCAUUCUAUUUAUUCUCAUUUGUACACCAUGAAAUGUUGCUAUGUACAUAAGCCCAAUGGUCAUAUCAAAGUUAACACUCACCUUUACUAUAAAACUAUAAAUAAAGACUUAUUUUAUCCUUGUUUUCUUUAUUGCUAUCUUCCAGUAUCCUAU
Molecule: messenger RNA, 44972 nt
Organism: Pelobates cultripes (western spadefoot toad)
Lineage: Eukaryota; Metazoa; Chordata; Amphibia; Anura; Pelobatidae
Source: the annotation of a GenBank genome assembly